CAGCAUAAUGAUAAAAGAAAGAGUCUUGGAGGGGGGUGGAGAAUGUUAAAAUGAGAAGAGGAGGAGGAGGGGCAGGGUGAGAGGAAGUCGGGAGUUUGCAGGAUUUCAGUGUGUGUUGAGGAACGGGCAGAGCCCUUCGGAGGCUUCACCCCGGCUGGGUCUCCGGAACCAGCACCCAAGGGAGUUCUGACCAGCAGCUUCUGCACCCUGAGAAUACCAACUGGGUGCUGGAUCGGUGCAAGGAGUGGUGGGUGGCCUGGGACUAGGCGAGACCCACCCCCUCCGUGCUCAGCCAUGUGGACGGUUGCAAAUCUCCACGUCGGGGCCUUGGGUCUCUUGGUGGUCGCGGCUUCCUGGGCAGUGGGCAGCCAGCGGAGGGCGGCUGAGGGGUCAAUCCGCAGGAGGUCACACCGGGUUCAGAACGGGCGCUGCAGUUACACCUUCGUCUUGCCAGAGGCCGACCCCCAACCCUGCCAGCACCCCGGGGAGACCUUCAACGUCAACACGCUGCAGAGGGAUUCGCCCGCCGGCCCUUUGCUGUGGAGCGAUGACCAGUCCACCCAACGGGUCCAGCAGUUGGAGAGGGUCUUGGAAAACAAUACCCAAUGGCUGCUGAAGGUAAGGGGGAAGGAAGGGUCUUCGGGGGGGUGAGGGUGGAGGAUGGAAGCCCCAAACGGGAAGAGAUGCUGUGGAUCAAGGCUGCCCUUGCCUGAGCCUAGACAUCAGCCUUUGGCUCAACGGCCAAAGACGCUCUGCACGUGCUCAGGAGCUAUUGCACACUCAUCCUGCAGUUAUAGGUCAGAAGCUUGUUUGGGAUCAGCUAGGCCUGCUGUUUUGUUUAGUCGUUUAGUUGUGUCCGACUCUUCGUGACCCCCUGGACCAGAGCACGCCAGGCACUCCUGUCUUCCACUGCCUCCCGCAGUUUGGUCAAACUCAUGCUGGUAGCUUUGAGAACACUGUCCCACCAUCUUGCCCUCUGUCGUCCCCUUCUCCUUGUGCCCUCCAUCUUUCCCAACAUCAGGGUCUUUUCCAGGGAGUCUUCUCUUCUCAUGAGGUGGCCAAAGUAUUGGAGCCUCAGCUUCAGGAUCUGUCCUUCCAGGGAGCACUCAGGGCUGGUUUCCUUCAGAAUGAAUAGGUUUGAUCUUCUUGCAGUCCAUGGGACUCUCCAGAGUCUCCUCCAGCACCAUAAUUCAAAAGCAUCAAUUAUUCAGCGAUCAGCCUUCUUUAUGGUCCAGCUCUCACUUCCAUACAUCACUACUGGGAAAACCAUAGCUUUAACUAUACAGUGAGGCCUAGUAUCGCAUAAAAGGUUCUGGGGCAAAAUGCAAGGAGCUCUGAGCCCUCUUGCCUAUGCUCAGCACCCCUCUCAGCCUCAGUUUCCCGCUUGUGGAAUGAAUGAAGAGGUUGUUCUAACUUUUGAGGAGGCGUGCAAUGAGUCACUUGUCUCACUGCCUGAGAAGGUGGCACGGUCUCCUUCUAUGGAGGUUUUGAAGCAGAGGACGGAUGCCCGUCUGUCAGAGAUUCAUUAGCUGCGACUCCUAUAUGGCGGGGGUGGGUCUAGAUAACCUUUGGGGGUACCUUCCAACUCUGCAAUUCUAUGGUCCUGGGUCAGAAGCACCUCUAGGCACCCAUGGAAUUGCCUUUCUUACUUCCAGGUCAUGGAAAUACAGGUGGGCUUGUCAACCUAUGGAGAAAGACGCACCCACUUCAUUUUAACUCGCUGGAAUUUCAGCUCAUGAGUGCAGUUUUUCUUGCUCAGAAGGAACACCCGCAAAACAACAACAAACUUCUGUUUACGUGAAACGUAUUCAAUAAACACACGAGAGGUAACGGCUGUACAUUUGAAAAAAUAAUAUAUACUAUUCAUUGUAUUGAACUGUAGAUUUCAACAGAAGUAGCUCAUAAAGUUCAACGAAAAAAGUAGAAGAUUAGAGGAUGAACUGAUCUGCUGGGUCUUCUGCCUUUUUCGUUGAACUUUAUGAGCGACUUCUGUUGAAAUCUACAAUUCAAUACAAUGAAUAUUAUUUUUUAUAAUGCAAUUAUUAUAUAUCAUAUAAUAAUUAUAAUAUUAUAUAAUAAUAUAAUAUAUUAUUAUAUAUUAUUUUUUCAAAUGUACAGCCGGUUACGUCUUGUGUGUUUACAGAAGGAACACCCAGCAGGCACAAACACCCAGGUGCGACAGGUGAGGGCUUGGUGGAGAUAUUACCCUGGUCAGCAGCAAAAUGGCCAUCAUUUUGAUGGGUGGAGGGCCUUAGAAGUAUCAUAGAAGCAGGGGGUUUUUUUCCGGCCAGAACUCACCAGUUCUGGCACCUCUCAGGUGGGCACCAUUGCCGUUCUAAGAGAAUCAGGGAGGCAUUCCAGCCCCUUUUCCCUAGAAAAAUAGCACUGCAUAGAAGUAUCAUAGACUCCCAGAGUUGGAAAAGACCAUGGGAAUCAUCUAUUCCAACCCCCUGCAAUGCAGGAACCUUUUCCCCAAUAUGGGGCUUGAACCCACAGCCCUGAGAUUAAAAGUUUCAUGCUCUACCGACUGAGCCAACUCAGUCUUGUAUGUUACAAGGCAGCCCAACGCACCUCUGCAACCCAUAGUUAAAGGGGAAGGGUCAUAGCUCAGAGUUAGACCAUCUGCCCUACCUAAAGGUAAAGGGACUCCUGACCAUUAGGUCCAGUCGUGACCAACUCUGGGGUUGCGGCGCUCAUCUCGCUUUAUUGGCCAAGGGAGCCAGCGUACAGCUUCCAGGUCAUGUGGCCAGCAUGACUAAGCCACUUCUGGCGAACCAGAGCAGCGCACGGAAAUGCCGUUUACCUUCCCGCCUGAGCGGUACCUAUUUAUCUACUUGCACCUUGACGUGCUUUCAAACUGCUAGGUGGGCAGGAGCAGGGACCGAGCAACGGGCGCUCACCCCGUCGCAGGGAUUCAAACCGCCGACCUUCUGAUCGGCAAGUCCUAGGCUCUGUGGUUAACCCACAGCACCACCGGUGUCCCAUCUGCCCUACCUACAGAAGCUCCAACGUUCAAUCCCCAAAGGACUUGGAGAGAUCCUUAUUCGAAGCCUUGAAGAGCUCUUGCCAGUCCGUGUAGGCAAUACUGAACUCGGUGGACCAAGGGUCUGACUCUGUACAAGGCAGCUUCUAACACAUACUGUACCUCCACAUGCAAUUUCCACAGGAUCCAGGCCAGUCAGGGCCAUGUCCGAACCAAUGGAUUCAAAUUGCAAGAAAGGAGAUUCCAACUAAACAUGAGGAGAAAUCUUCCGGCAGUGAGAUCUGUCGGACUCCCUUGGAAAGUGACGGGCUCUCCUUCAGGUUUUUAAGCAGAGGUUGGGUGGCCAUGUGUCAUGGAUGAUUUAGUUGAGAUUCCUAUGGGAUGUGAAACACAAGAGCAGUCAAGUACAACAUUCCUAGAGUGAACAUGUUACACAUGGGAAGGAAUGUUUGUCCAGCCAGCAGGUAAACUUCCUGUUUCCUUCUGGGCUGGGACAGACUUCCUCUGCAUGUGACUAGAGGUGGGUGUGGCCUCACCUGUGCAGGUAACAACAAAAGCACAGGGCAGGGCAGCCAUCUCUCUCUCCCUUUGACUACAUGCAUCAAAGAAGCAACAUCUGCUUAGCCAAAGAUGCUCUCUUGGCUUCCAGCCAAGAGAGGACAAAGGCCUGUCUUAUGGGAUAGUUUCUAGGUAUAUGUUACUUUUCUAAGCUAAGUCUGCCUUCUGGGAUCCCAUUGUGAACAGAAUGAUAUGUGAGUAAACUCUUUUUAUACUUUUAGAGAAGACUGUGUCGUGUCUUAUCUUUUAUGAGGGAAUAAGGGGGAAAUACCAGAACAGUUAUUAUAGAGGCUUUAGAGAGCCUGAGCAAACGCAUCCGCUGCAAGUUUAAAAGGGGGAAUGUUACUCUGCUAAAUUGUGAACUUGUGUAAACAAGUUGGGAAGGCUAUUCUCAGACAAUAUAUCCUCUCCUGCAUCCCUGAACAUUCCCACAAUUCCUGCAUUGCAAGGGGUUGGACCAGAUGGCUGGGGGGGGGGUUCCCUUCCAACUCUACAAUUCUCAGGUUCUCUUUUUCUCUGAGGUAAUUCAGUGUCAGGGACGAGGGGCCUGUUUUUCUCUCUUUCCCACAGCAGUGUCCCCAAAUGCGGAAGUGCCUGGUGCGCCCAUGAGAAUGGAAAUCUCAUUCAUAUGGGGGGGGGGGAAAUGCAGCCAGGGACACUGGUUUUCUUCUGCUGCUUCUCACUCCAGGCGUUAAGAAUUAAGCAUGCUCCCUAUUUGCAUGGCCACACCUCCUCAUAGGCAUAGCCCCGCCUUCGGUUCUGUUUCUUGGUCACACUGAAAUAUGACAGAGUUUGGAAACUGCGGUGUGUGGGGAUUGAGAGAGAACGCUGUUGCUGUCAUUUGGAGAGGACGGAAGAGAUAUAAUUUGCUAGAGCCAAAUAGUAAAGAUCUGGAAAUAUUUGGAGUCUACGAGGAAGGAGGCUAGAGAACUAGUUUUUAUCUGUAGUCUUGGAUGGAAUGAAGCCACUGAGCAUGCGCAGAGUGCCUUCCUCUCCCGCUGAGCACUCACUCAUAGCCUGCCUGAAGGAGACGAUGUGUGUGAAUAUUGGACGUCGCAUGAUUCUUCCCCCCACCCCCGCGAUGACCAGUCCCUCUCCACCACACCACCCCCCAGCCAUCACUAAUCCUACCUCUGGGAGUUGAGGAGGGUCAGGAGGAUGUGGUUUCCCAGUGUCCUCUGGUUCAUCUUGCUACCGGAACUUUGCUUCUGGGGCUCAUCUAAACUCAGAUCCCAGGGGGAUUUUCAGAGGCUUGGAGGCAACAAUUUAUAUGUGCUGAUGUGCAAGGGCGGCGGAUGGGGGGGGGUGGACUCUGCACAGACAAUGUCAAGCAAUGCCAAAGAACUGAAAACUUGAAUACCAGUGAUCUAAUACAGAAUCAUAGAAUCAUAAAGGUAAAGGGAUCCCUGACUAUUAGGUCUAGCCGUGGACGACUCUGGGGUUGCGGUGCUCAUCUCGCUUUAUUGGCCGAGGGAGCCGGCGUACAGCUUCCAGGUCAUGUGGCCAGCAGGACUAAGCUGCUUCUGGCGAACCAGAGCAGCGCACGGAAACGCCGUUUACCUUCCCACUGGAGCGGUACCUAUUUAUCUACUUGCACUUGACGUGCUUUCGAACUGCUAGGUUGGCAGGAGCAGGGACCGAGCAACGGGAGCUCACCCCGUCACGGGGAUUUGAACCGCCGACCUUCUGAUCGGCAAGUCCUAGGUUCUGUGGUUUAACCCACAGUGCCACCCACGUCCCUCAUUAAUUAUAUUUGCAUACCACCCUUCAUCCGUAGAUCUCAGGGCAGUUCACAACAUAAAAGAAUAAUAGAAAUGUAGUUGGUAGGAACCCCAAAAGUUAUCUACAGUGGCACCUCUGAUUGCGAACGAGAUCCGUUCUGGAGGCCCGUUUGCAACAUGAAAAGAGCGCAACCCACAGCGGCGCGUCUGCUCAUGCAUGGGUUGCGAUUCUGCACAUGCGCGUGAUGUCAUUUUGCGUUUCUGCGCAUAUGUGAGUGGCGAAACCCCAAAGUAACCCUUUCCGGUACUUCUGGGUCGCCACAGGACGUAUUCUGAAAGAACGUAACAUGAAGCAAACGUAACGUGAGGUACGACUGUAGUCCAACCCCCUGCAAUGUAGGAAUCACAGAGUAAAUGUGUGUGUGUGUGUGUGUGUGUGUGUGUGUGUGUAUGUGUGUCUUAAGGCAGUGGUUCUCAAAGGGUGUGCGAUGCGCCACACUGUGUGGCAGGAAGAUUCAAGGACCAUGAAAGAAACAGCUAAACAUUUCAGUGCAGUAUGGCAUAGUAUCAAUAUAUUUCUUUUAUUUGCAAAAGUGAGCUCAUUCCUCUUACUGUGUUUUUACACACAGUUUAGGUAUUUAGGAUUAUAUUUUGGGAGCGAUGCAUUUUUUCUUAUGUAGCUGCAUCGUUUUAUACUUUCUGCAUGUCCCGUGAUCGUAUUAUAAAGUACUCAUGUUCUGUGUCAUGAAUGCUAGGAGUUGUUUAUUUUUGUUUCCCAACACAUUUCUUAUCAAUAAAUUUUUUCGGUGUGGCACGAGCAAAUUUUUAUCUUGAAAGUGUUGCCUAGAGAAAAAAGUGUGAGAACCAUGGAGUGUGAAGGCAAUUUUUGACAAAAAAUGUGUUAGAUGCCUGUCUGUCAGCCUGGCCCUUUGCAGUCAUUGGCCAGAAGAGCAUUGGGAGGUGGGGAUAAGUUGAUUUCUCACCCAGCAAUUGGCCUGCACAUUAUUUUUCUCAUGAGAGUGGAAGUAAAGAAUUGGAGACACAACCUUGACAUAGAUAGAUAGAUAGAUAGAUAGAUAGAUAGAUAGAUAGAUAAAGAUAGAUAUGAAGUUGUUACGGAAAUUAGGGGGGGGGGCACAUCUUUAAAGUUGUUAAAUGUUACGAAUAUUAUGCCUGAAUGUAUCCUUUCAACUUGACAGCUCAGGGAAGUUGUUGUUUAGUCGUGUCCAGCUCUCACUUCCAUACAUCACUACUGGGAAAACCAUAGCUUUAACUAUACAGACCUUUGUCGACAAGGUGAUGUCUCUGCUUUUUAAGAUGCUGUCUAGGUUUGUCAUUGCUUUUCUCCCAAGAAGCAGGCGUCUUUUAAUUUCGUGGCUGCUGUCACCAUCUGCAGUGAUCAUGGAGCACAAGAAAGUAAAAUCUCUCACUGCCUCCAUUUCAUCCCCUUCUAUUUGCCAGGAGGUGAUGGGACCAGUGGCCAUGAUCUUCGUUUUUUUGAUGUUGAGCUUCAGACUAUAUUUUGUGCUCUCCUCUUUCACCCUCAUUAAAAGGUUCAGGGAAGUUACCUUGCUUUAAAAAUAAUACAGAAUCAACUCCUUUGCCAGUUUCCUCCAUUCCAACACUAUUUUGCGCUUGGAUAAGGGACUCCAGGAAGUGCCCAGAGGUGACAAUUGCUGAGCUGAUAGUUGGCCAAGGAAAGCCUAAUCUCAUCACCGGACUUGCCAAGGGGUCCAGACAUGCAAAGGAAGUUCUAUUGUACUUUGGGUGGUGGGAUCUUUGUUUAGCCUAUGCUAAUCUUAUCCCUGGGUCUUGCCCUGACAUGUCUGCUUAUGCUAAUCUUGUACCAAGGACUUGUCUGGACAUGUUUGCCCAGGUUGAACUAGUGUAACUCCUGUCUACCCAUCUCCUUUUGUGACAUGUCAGUGAUGUAUCAAUGAUGCUGAAAUAUACUCGGAGUCGAGAGUGGAUUUCAUGCUCUUUAUUCAGCUCAUAGUGGUGAGGAGGAAUGGAAGUUCUCCCAGAAUGUCUGCUUUAUAGACAUUAUUUACACAAUGGGCCCCACCUGAUUGGCUAAUUCCGGGAUUCACCUGUAGGCCAAUCAGGUUGCGAAUUCACUUCCACCUGGAGCUGCUUUGGGUGGCUCCUGUGGACCAAUCAGACUGCUGCAUUCUGGACCCUAUUGUUCUAGGACCAAUCAGACUGCUGCCUUUGGGAUCCUAUUCAACUCAGUACAUAACAGAUGCUGUAUGAACUGUAUUCUGGGAUAUGGUGGGAAAGUUUUAAAAGUCCUUGUCACCCCAUCCUCGGGGUUCAAAAUUCCUCUUUGAACCUGUUGCGCAAUAAAUUUUGGUCUACAGCUAUUUGGUGGCUGGACUCCUUUCUUUAUUCUGCAGGGACCCGUGGGCUCUGCCCGACGAACUGGGUGACUGAGCAGCCUUGCACCUAGAUUUCCCCCCGUAACAAAGUAGAGGGAGGUAAGCUGAUUGAUUCAGAGAAGGAGCUAGGAAUAUCUAUCGGGGGGCCCAGCUCUUCUCUCCCUCCUCCCUACUAUUUUCUUGGCAGCCGACUCCCUCCAAAAUAGGAGACAGCCAUGGCGAGGAGAAAAGUCGUCUUCCCUCUAGAGGACCGGCUGGACCUCUCGUCUGUCAUCUAAGCUACAGCUGCUUGCGUCAGACCUGCAAAUAACUCCAUCCCUGAUUGGGUUGGGACCAGAGAGCGUCCCAUAGCAUCCGGUGGACAACUGGAAGGAACUGAGUUCCCCGGCAAAGGGGGAGGAAUCUCUGGGCCUUCUCGUGAGAAAUGGAAUGGGGGGUUGCAGGGGGAGUGAUGCUUGCGAGCCCCCGCUCUUUGGUCUGCUUUCCACCACGGUCACUUUGAAAUGGAGAUUCUGAGCAGGAUGUGUUGCGCUGCUUAAAUGGCCAGGGGUACAGUCCAGGCACAGGGAUUUGCAUAAAAUUUGCUGGUUUGCAUGCAAAGAUGCAAAUAUAGGCUGACUUUCAGAGGGGAACCAACUCUGCCUCUUUAUGCCAGGGGUUAAUCAGAGCCCUGGGGAAAUGAUUAUUGUUUUUUUAAAGUAAAUUUUAUGUAGUAUUUUCCACACAACAACACGAAAAGUAUCAAAAAAUAACAAUACACAAAACACAAAAGCCCGCAUACGAAAAAACCAAAUCCAUAUCUUACAAGUUAAUAAUAUAAACACUGAAAAGAAAAACAAACAUUGACUUCCACCGAUCCCACAGCACCUCCUUUACCUCUCAUUGUAUCUUCCUGUUUUCUUGUUUUCCUUAUCAUCUCUAUCCGAGCAUUCCUGGGGAAAUUAAAUCAAAUGGACGUUGAUGAAAUUAUGUGUGGCGUGGAGAAAAUUGAUAAAGUUUUCUGCAAUUAUUUAUAUUAAUUUCCCAAAUUAUUAGAAAUCCAACCAAAUUACUUUAAUGUAAUACAAUUUCUUAAAAUCAGGUUUCCCGCUCCUGUUGCAACAUAUGUUUGAUACAGAAAAGUUUUCCUCCCUCCCUCUCUCCCUCAUAACACUAGUAUUCAUCCAUUAAGACAAAUGUUGGAAGAUUCUGAACAUGUAAAAGGAAGCACUUACUUACGCUGCCCAGUGUGCUGGGCCCGGGGGUAACCUGAGCAACACGGGCCAGGGCCAGUCCCAAAUCCAAGGGUUCCACGAUGAGUCAGUCCGACAGAGCCAAGGCAAGACACAAGGCAGGAAACCAGGCAAGAACAACUACAGGAUCUCAGGCAGGAUCUAGCAAACAGCAAUGUUGCUCCCACAACCUGGGGCAGGGUCCGACAGCCUUUUAUCUUUGUUGGGGUAGCGGCCGGUCCUGAUCCUCCGGCGACUCACCUCCCUGCCUUGCCCGAAGGCAAGCACUCCUCCUGCAAGUACUCAGGUCUCUCCUUCUCUCCGACCUCAGUCUCUGCAGCUCAGGAGACAUCGGUGGGUUACUAGACCCAGAGGCAGCCUCAGCCUCUCCUGACCCAACUGGUAGUGGAGCAGCUGUAAGUGAUGGCCCAGCUGAAGGCAACAAGGUCAUCCCCGCAUCUGGAGCCAGGGCAGGCUCAGGCCCCUGACUCAGCCCAGCUGGUACUUGUUGCAGGGGAACCUGUGCAGACUGGGACUCUUCAGAAUCAGGCCCCAGACUUGGUUCAGGUGAUGCCUGAGGCAAAGGAUCCGGUGCGGACUGAGACUCCUCCGGCUCCGAGUCUGAGCCCCAGUCCCAGGCCAUCACACCCAGAGUUAAACUAUGGAACUCCCUCCACAGGAGGCAGUGAGGGCCACCAACCUAGAUGGCUUUAAAAGAGGAUUAGACAGAUUCCUGGAGGAGGAGGAGGCUAUCGAUGACUACUAGUUGGAGGCAGCAAUGUUUCUGAAUACCAGUUGCUGGAAAACACAGAUGGGGAGAGGGGUCUUGUGUUCAAAUCCUGCUUGCUGGUUUCUCAUGAGGGCAUCUCACUGGCCACUGUGGAAAUAGGAGGCUGGGCCAGAUGGGCCAUGGGCCCGAUCCACCAGCCGGGCUCUUUUUACAAUGUUCUGACAUUGCAUGUUUUGGCCAUAAGACGGCACCUCUGAAACCAGCCAGUUUGGAUCUCAUCUUAAAAAUAAUUUAACUCAUUUCACCUACACACACACACACAUACACACACACACACACACACAGACACCUCUAAAAAAAGCUGCCAAAUUAAUUAGGCUCACCUUUGUGAUUGAUUUUUCCUUUUUUUUAAAAAAAGCAGGUUAUACAAAGGGCUGCCUCUGAAGAUGGUUCAGAAAUUUCAGCUAGUGCAGAAUUCAGCAGCCAGGUUGCUCACUGGAGCAAGAUGGUUUGAGCACAUUGCACUGAUCCUGGUCCCUGCACUGGCUACCAAUUAGUUUCUGGGCCCAAUUCAAAGUGUUGGGUUUGACCUAUAAAGUCUUAAACGUCUCAGGACCACAAUACCUCAAGGACCACCUCUUCCCAUAUGAACCUACCCGGACCCUGAGAUCAUCUUCUGAGGCCCUCCUUCGUGUGCUUCCUCCUUGAGAGGUGCAGAGGGUGGCAGCAUGAGAGUGGGGCCUUCUCUGCAGUGGCUCCCCGUCUGCGGAAUGCUCUCCUCAGGGAAAUUUGUCUGGCGCCUUCAUUAUAUACUUUUAGGUGCCAGGCAAAAGCGUUCCUUUUUGACCAGGCCUUUGGUUGAUCUUUUUGACAUCCAGCACCCUUUUAGAAUGUGGUUCUUUUUUUGGGGGGGGGGGGUUAAUUGGGUUAUUGUUUUUGGUUUGAUUUUAUAUGUUGCGGUCUUGUUUGUGAACUGCCCUGAGACCUCUGGGUAUAGGGCAGCAUAUAAAUUGAAUUAAUAAUAAUAAUAAUAAUAAUAAAUCUCACUGAUAAAAUAAAGCUGUGUGAGUUUAACAAGUACAGUCAUACCUCGGGUUACAGACGUUUCAGGUUGCGUUUUUUUGGGUUACGGACCCGCCGAAACCCAGAAGUACAGUGAUACCUCGGGUUAAGUACUUAAUUCGUUCCGGAGGUCCGUUCUUAAGCUGAAACUGUUCUUAACCUGAAGCACCACUUUAGCUAAUGGGGCCUCCCGCUGCUGCCGUGCGAUUUCUGUUCUCAUCCUGAAGCAAAGUUCUUAACCCGAGGUAUUAUUUCUGGGUUAGCGGAGUCUGUAACCUGAAGCGUAUGUAACCUGAAGCGUAUGUAACCCGAGGUACCACUGUACCGGAAUGGGUUACUUCCGGGUUUCGGGGGUCGUGCAUGCUCAGAAGUGCUAAAUUGCGCUUUGUGCAUCUGCAGAAGUGCCAAAUCGCAACCCGCAUGUGCACAGACGUGCCACUGCAGGUUGCAAAUGUGCCUCCUGCACGGAUUACGUUCACAACCAGAGCAUCCACUGUACACAAGACUGCCCCUACCAAUUUGGCUUGGGACUUGAUGUUGCUGUUAGUAAGUUGGGCGGCAAGACAGAGAAAUUAAAUGCAUCCAUGCCCUGAGCAUCAGAAUCAUUUUAGCUCUGAUCUGGCUCUGAGCAGUCCCUCAGUGGAAAAUAGUAGCCCUUCUUAGAAGCUCUGUAGCCACUUUAAGCUGAGGACUCUUUCCACGUUCCUCUGGAAGAGGAUCUUCUUGAUAUUGGACGUCCGGCUGCUCUCCUCUGUGUACACAGCUGCACCGGAGGCAGCUACUGGGAAAGUCUGGCUGACCCAGCAACGCUUUGCAGGACGAAAUGUACACAGAGCGCAGGGGUAGAAUAGCAAGGAACUACUGCCUGAGGUUCCAGCAACAACCACGACUCCUUUCUUCCUCAAGAGCCGAAUCCCACUGCUGAGACUCUUCGCUAGAGGACAUGCAAAGAUUUAAGCGCACUGUGCAUGGUCAGAUCCGAGUCAGGAUUGUGUGUAUUUCACAAAUCCUUGCGUUAGAUUCGCAAUCACGGAAUCGUGUCUGGCACAGAGCCAGGCAGCGUGAGAAUCAUAGCUGUCAACUUUUCCCUUUUCUUGCGGGGAAUCCUAUUCGGAAUAAGGGAAUUUCCCUUAAAAAAGGGAAAACGUUGACAGCUAUGGCGAGAAUGCCAGAUUCACUGAAAUGAAAUUUGUAAUAUUUUCACAGCGCUGCAAAUUUCAGCAAAUGCAAAGGUGAGGGUGGCUGCUGUUAUUUGUUAUUUUAUUUAUUCCACAAAGUUCCUCCAUGGCUUGAAAGGCUUUUAAAAGAAAACAACUUAAAGAGGUUUACAAAACAGACAAGACAAUAAGAAAAAUUAUGAACACAAAGUUCAAACUUUGGGAAACUUAAAAUAACAGUAGACUGGAAACAGAUUAAAACUCGCAUCAACUUUCUAAAUAGCUUGGUGGGCUUGUCUAAACACUGGAAGGAAUUCAGGGAAGGUGCCUGCCUGGAAUCAAUAGACAGGGAGUUCCAAAGGACAACACUAAAAUAUCAAGAAAUUUAUACAUUUGUUGUAGUGACUGUUACUAUUUUUAUUACAGCAAGAUCAGUGAACCGACUCCCUCGGAAGGUGGCAGAAUCUCCUUCAUUACAGGUUUUUAAAUAGAAAUUCAAAGGCCAUUUGUCAUAGAUGCUUUAGUUGACGCGGGCGGCGCUGUGGUCUCAACCACUGAGCCUCUUGAGCUUGCUGAUUGGAAGGUCGGCAGUUCGAAUCCCUGCGACGGGGUGAGUUCCCAUUGCUCUGUCCCAGCUCCUGCCAACCUAGCAGUUCAAAAGCACGUCAAGGUGCAAGUAGAUAAAUAGGUACCGCUCAGGCAGGAAGGUAAAUGGCAUUUCCGUGAGCUGCUCUGGUUCGCCAGAAGUGGCUUAGUCAUGCUGGCCACAUGACCCGGAAGCUGUAUGCCAGCUCCCUCGGCCAAUAAAGCGAGCUGAACGCCGCAACCCCAGAGUCGGUCAUGACUGGACCUAAUGGUCAGGAGUCCCUUUACCUUUACCAUCUAUAAGUCCUGAAAACAUGGGCAUACCACACCCCCAGUGAUUUGACCAGGUAGAGCCAUUUUCACCCCUAAAGACUCCAGGAUUUGGAGGUUAAUCAGUGUGCAGAUUUGGUGUUGGUGGGCUGCUUGGGACCUCUAACGGAGAAUCCUGCAAACCACACUAAACUUCAACUCCCAGGGUUCUUUGUGGGAAGGCAUGGCACUUAAAGAGGCGCAUCAGAGCCAUUAUGGUGUAGUGGUUAAGAGCGGUGGACUCGUAAUCUGAUGAACCGGGUUCGCGUCUCCGCUCCUCCACAUGCAGCUGCUGGGUGACCUUGGGCUAGUCACACUUUUUUGAAGUCUCUCAGCCUCACUCGCCUCACAGAGUGUUUGUUGUGGAGGAGGAAGGGAAAGGAGAUCGUUAGCCACUUUGAGACUCCUUCGGGUAGUGAUAAAGUGGGAUAUCAAAUCCAAACUCUUCUUCAUCAAGCUGAGAACAAAUCUGUAGUGUGCCGAAAGUCUCUGGCUAUGGCUAGGUUUGCAUCGCUGUCCAUUUAAAAUGAGAAGCGAUGCACGCUGAACUCUGAGGCUCUGGGCUUCUUGAUUGUGGCUUUGCAGGGAACCUGAAGGAUUUCUCAGAGAAGGGGGGGGGCAUCUGCUCUCCCCCCCCCGACCGCCUCUCCAAAAGACCCGUGUCCCCAUGACCCCCAUGCCACAAGGCUCCUCUUCCAAAGCAGGCCUGUUUUUCAUAAAUCCAGCUGGAAGCACUUAAUGGGACCUGUUUUCUUUGGAUUCAGGUCCUGAAAAAACAACUCUGUUGCAGGCAUGGGGGGGGGGGCAAGUGGAGGGGAGGAGGGGGUUGUGAACGAAUUGGAAAAUGUAAGAAAAAUAUUGGCCAGACAGUUAAAGGGAAAGUUCUGCCUGCCUUCAGGCCAUGAUCCCUGCCUGUGGAGGCCAGGGAAAUUGACAGUGUUGUUGUUAAUAAUAAUAAUAAAUAAUAAUAAUAAAUUUUAUUUAUCCCCCGCCCUCCUCGGCCAGAGCCGGGCUCAGGGCAGCUAACAUGAAUAAAAUUUCAGUAAAAACGUAAUAAAAAACAAAACAAAACAAAAUUUAAAAUGCAGGUCAAAAUGCAAUUUAAAAUGUUGUUGUUGUUGUUGUUAGGGCAUAUACAGAGUGCUCUCCCCGCCCCCCCCAGGAUGGAAGAAUCUGUCAUUUGUGAUUUCUGCUGGUUUCUCAUUUUUCCAAUCUCAAAUUCAGUUCAAUUUCUUUUAAUCCUCAGGUCAAUCCAGCAGCAUUUUAGUGAGAAUUUCUUCAAAUAACUAACAGGCACAUUUUGACUGAUUGGCAUGAUUCCCCCAAGCGAUUCCUCCAAAUAUAAUGUGAUCUCCAAUCAUUUAUAGUCGUUUGUAUGCACACUUCCCCCUAAUAUAUGCGUUUCUGUACACAUUGGCUGCUUGGAGAACUGCAUUGCCAAAUUCCAAUAGGAAUUACAAUUUCGGAGGAUAGUUGCACCUCCAUUCAUGUACAGUCAUACCUCGGGUUAAAUGUGCUUCAGGCUGAGCGCUUUCAGGUUGUGCUCCAGGUUACUUCUGGGUUUCGCUGCUUGUGCAUGCGCAGACGGUCAAAAUGAUGUCACGCGCAUGCGCAGAAGCAGCUAAUCGCGACCCGCACAUGCGCAGACGCAGGUUGCGUUUGCUUCUGGAUGUGAACGGGGCUCCGGAACGGAUCCCAUUCAUAUCCAGAGGUACCACUGUACUGGUUCGAGGGCGCGAAUUAGGCAACUUUAUAAUUGAAAUUCAAACAACACUGAAUUUCCUCCCAUCCCUAACACACACACACACACACACACACACACACACACACACACACACAGAGCGAGUGUGUACACCAUGAAUAUUGAUGCCAUAAGAAGCAAGUGGCUUGGCUGAGGACACAUUCUGGAUCAUGUCUGCUUGUUGGAGUCUGGCAGCCUUAAACUAUCUGUUUGUCCCUGCCACUGCCACACUAACUUCUUAAUUUGAAGAUAAACAGGCAGCAAAUUAAGACCCUAUAGGACUCCCCCAGCCUUAUCCACCAAAGAUAGCCAACUUUGCAGUGGUGUGGAGAAUUCCUUCCUUCAGUGGAAGAGGGGAAGAGAAAGAAAAGUAUCUGGAGCAGAGAAUCCUCCAUCUCUCCUUUUUCUCCACCCUCCCUGAAUUUCUCUCCCUCCUUCCCAUAAACUGCUGCUACGCUGCACAUUUCGAGCAAAUCUUUGGAAGCUUCCCAGGGACAACGAAAGCACAGAUCGGUCCUGCCGUUCCCAAAAUAACGAAGCAUGUGCCCACGCCCCCGUCCCGUUCCCUCGCUGGCACUUUUGAUGGUUUUGAGUUUGUUAUUCUGGCUUUGUCAGAAAUCAGGGCGACAGGGCCCGGGCUUCGAGUUCCUUUCUGAACUCGAUGUUUUGCAUUGUGGGAGAGAUUCAGUUUAGUUGAAAGGAAAACAUGGGGCAGCGGGGAGAAAGCGAAAAAUGAGGAGGGGGAGCAGGGGAUCUUGUGCGCUUGGCAAUAGGCAACCACGAUUAAUGAAAGGCUGCAGAGAAAGUGAAUUAGCAAGCUGUCCUUAUGCUCCGCCCAAAUUCACUGGAGUGGUUUUUAAGAGAUAGCUACAGUUUCUGCAGAGCUACUGAAACAUACUUGGAGUCCUGUAGUGAUUUCAUGCUCUUUGUUGCAGCUUGUAAAACAGCGAUUGAAUUGCCCCCCAAAUCUCAGGCUUUUAUAUGCAGUCAUACCUCUUGUUACGUUUGCUUCAGGUUGAGUGCUUUCAGGUUGCGUCCCGCAGCGACCCGGAAGUAGAGGAAAGGGUUACUUCUGGGUUUUGCGGCUCGUGUAUGCGCAGACGCGCAAAAUGACGUCACGCACGUGCGCAGAAGCGGCAAAUCGUGACCCGUGAACGUGCAGACGUGGGUUGCGUUCUGCUCAUGUUGCGAACGGGCCUCCGGAACAGAUCCCGUUCGCAACCAGAGGUACCACUGUACAUGAUUUACACAAUGAGUCCCAUCUGAUUGGCUGAUUCUGCUUUCCUCCUGGGGCCUGACUGGUCUUUUCCUGCAGGCCAAUCAGUUGUUGCAUUCUAGGAUCCUACUUGCCUAUUGUUCUAGGAUCCAAGCUUAGUACAGUGGUACUUUGGGUUAAGAACUUAAUUCGUUCUGGAGGUCCGUUCUUAACCUGAAACUGUUCUUAACCUGAAGCACCACUUUAGCUAAUGGGGCCUCCUGCUGCUGCCGGAGCACAAUUUCUGUUCUCAUCCUGAAGCAAAGUUCUUAACCCGAGGUACCACUAUUUCUGGGUUAGCGGAGUCUGUAACCUGAAGCGUCUGUAACCCAAAACCCAGGUACCACUGUACAUAACAGCUACUAUCAGUAUCAAUGGAAGGAGGAACAGGCUGGGAGAUGGGAAGCAAUUUGGCUCAAAUCCAGGGCAAAUAACUAUAUUGUACCACUCAGAACUGCUUUUCUGCAUGUUCCUAAUGCUCUGGGUCAGGAACCUUUGAGACUUUAUAGUUUGGAGAAAAGGCGCGUAAAGGGCGAGAUGAUAGAAGCUGAUAAAAUUAUGUGCAGCAUGGAGAAAAGGGAGAGAAAAAAAGCUCUUUCUCAAUAGUAGAGCUCGUGGAUGUGCAAUUAAGCUGAAUGUGGGGAGAUUGAAGACAGAUGAAAUAAAGCAGCACAUAAUCAUACUGUGGAACUCCCUGCCACUAGUGGCAGGAGCUCUGUCUCUGAAAAGGUAGGGAUGGUUAUGGGGUUGCGGUUCCAGGGUCAUUCUGACUAUAUGCAAUUUUUGCCUUUACGUACAAUUCCCCCCAGAAUGUAACUCCCAUGUAAAACACACACGUGGUUCAUAAUUCCCCCCAUUUUUUAAAUCUUCUGCUACAACAACAGAAAACAAUCUGUUGCCUUCCCCCUUUUUAGACCCCUGGGUCUUUUUAUAAUAUACACUUCUUGUUGUUGUUGUUGUUGUUGUUGUUUAGUCAUUUAGUCGUGUCCGCCUCUUCGUGACCCCCUGGACCAGAGCACGCCAGGCCCUCCUGUCUUCCACUGCCUCCCGCAGUUUGGUCAAACACAUGCUGGUAGCUUCGAGAACACUGUCCAACCAUCUCUUCCUCUGUCAUCCCCUUCUCCUUGUGCCCUCCAUCUUUCCCAACAUCAGGGUCUUUUCCAGGGAGUCUUCUCUUCUCAUGAGGUGGCCAAAGUCUUGGAACCUCAGCUUCAGGAUCUGUCCUUCCAGUGAGCACUCAGGGCUGAUUUCCUUCAGAAUGGAGAGGUUGGAUCUUCUUGCAGUCCAUGGGACUCUCAAGAGUCUCCUCCAGCACCAGAAUUAAUCAAUUCUUUGGCGAUCAGCCUUCUUUAUGGUCCAGCUCUCACUUCCAUACAUCACUGCUAUGAAGGCCAUAGCUUUAACUCCUUCAUGGAUCACUGCCUUGCCGUGGGGCUUGAAUAACUCAGAGGAACUAUGAGCUAUGCCAUGCAAGGUCACCCAAGAUGGACAGGUCAUAGUGGAGAGUUUUGACCAAACGUGAUCCACCUGGAGCAGGAACCGGCAAGCCACUCCAGUAUCCCUGCCAAGAAAACUCCAUGGGCAAAGACAACAGGCAUAUAAUACACACACACACACAAAGUUCAGAUUUUCAUUUAUGGAUGCUUCCUCUUUCCCCAUUUCCUGUGUUAAUCCUGGGGAUCUUUGAAAAAGCCUUGGAUUUCUCAAUGAAACUUCCUCCUGCCCCCAGGGAAAACAUCAUAUCCCACUGGGUUCAGCAGGAGCAAAGUUUCCGUGUGAGCUGGUCAUUUGCUCUCAGAAAACCUCCUCAGUCUUGAGAUUUCAGAUUCUGAAGGCCCUGAAAAGACUUAGAAACAUCGUCGUUCGGUUUAGAUUGGCUGAACUGGAAGACUCAGGACAGACGAAAUACGUCUUCACGGAGAGCAAUCUUCAACUAUGGAACUCCUUGCCACAAGAGGCAGGGAUGGCCACCAAUGUGGAUGAGACAAAUUCAUGGAGACGAUGACUAACCAUUGAUGGCUACUAGCCACAGUGGCUCUGCUCUGCCGCCACAGUCAGAGGCAGCAAUGAAUGCAAGUUGCUGGAAACCACACAGGAUGGGAGAUGGCUGCUCUUGUGUUCAAAUUCUGCUUGCAUGUUUCCCACAGGCCUCUGGCUGGCCACUGUGAGAGCAGGCUCUUCUUAUGUUUUUAUGAGCGGAUGACACGAUGGAAAUCACGGUGUCCUUCUUUGGAGGUCUUUAAGCAGAGGCUUGACAACCAUAUGUCAGGAGUGCUCUGAUGGUGUUUCCUGCUUGGCAGGGGGUUGGACUCGAUGGCCCUUGUGGUCUCUUCCAACUCUAUGAUUCUAUGAUUCUUACAUCCCUAAGUACAGGGAUGUGAGGACAGCAUCACAGCAACACCCAACUAUCAAAUUAAUACAAUUUCUGCAGGCUUCUACAGCUUAAGCCCCUUUAUGGGCUGUUUCUUUGCAUUCAUCAGGACAGUCUGUUGAGUUGCACUGGAAUGAAACUUGACUUGAGCAGACUAAUCCAGUUAGCAAGUUUGUCAAGAAAAAGAACUCAGAGUUCCUUCUGGGGUAUGUAUUAAAAGGACAAAAAACAAACAAAACACUCACUUCUGACCCUCUAUUUCUGUCUUUCCUCAUGUUGGCCUCACUUAUUUGGGUCACUUUCCUGUAAAGCAAUCCAAGCUGUCAUUACACAUUUUAUCCCUCUUAUUAUCUACAGUUGGCUUAAUUGCACACCAUGUUCCCCGUUCUAAAACACGGCGCAAGGCUCUCACUUCUGAAUCAUUGUGCUCUGCAUGCGACAACGGCGUGUAGAUCCAGACACGGCUUUCUUUUCGGUGUACAUCUGAUGGCAAUCUGCUUGCAAGAGCAAAUCAGCUAUUUGUUGGAAGUCAAGGAUCAUACAUCUUCAGGGUUAAUCAUCUUGAUGUGAAAGCCAACUAGCUGAGAGGGAGCUGUGUGGAGGUGUUGGUUAGCCACCAAACAAAGUGGCAUGAUCCUCUCUGAAGAAGCACAUCUUCUGAUUGGCUGUGUAGUUCCAAGGGAAUUUUCCUCUGUAUGUUUGGUUGAAUAUCUCCUUGCUAUGUACAAGGCCUUAGCUAAGAAAGACAAAGCCUCUCUCUUCCUUUCUCUUCAGAUCAGGCACUUGUUCAUCAUAAAGUGUUAGCAAGUUUCUUUAUCUCUGGACUCUGUUUGUGGCAUUUAAGUGACUUUGCUCACACUAAUCUCACAAUGGGAGUAGAAAAAACAUGAAUAUCUGUAGCAUUGCUGCUUGGAGGCAGGGAGCGUAGGAUACCAUGCCAGGGUUUUCUCUGACUGGCAGUAGCCCUCUGUGGUCUCUCAACUAGAACACCAGUGAGGGAUUGAACAUGUGUCAUCUGGUAUGCAUUCUGUCAUCGAGAGCUCACCCACACUUUUGCACAAUCCAUAUCUUGUUUGUAUUGUGUAAAUUUCAUGGGGACCAAGAACUUUUUUCAUUGUUCAGAGGAUGUGCAUUGCAAAUAUCCAAUGUUAUCAGCUGAAUUGAAGCUCGCCUAAGCAGAAUCUCUCAUUGAAUCUUCCACACAUCUUGUUAGAUCUGAUUCAGUGGGUAAGAACAGAUUUUUGCAAGCCACAGCUGCGGGACACUAAGAAAAGCUCUUGGACCUGCGUGAAUGAUGUGGCACAUGAUGUGAUCAAAGUGUAUGAGUCAGGCAAAAGCAUGGACGGCUCCUGAGCUUUAUUCCCUCCCAGGGAUGGAAAAAUCUGUCAGUUUUGGUGUUUGAAAAUAAAACCACUCAUAAAAUAAUGUCCUUACUCAAAUCUAUGGUGAGAACAUGCAUGGAUUAUGGUUUAAAGUUAUGGCCACCUCACCAAUAUAAAAGGAUAACAUCGAGCUGGAGAAGUUCUGGAGAAGUUCUUUCAUGUGAUGGAGGUAACACACCUGUAAGUGUAUAGUUUGGGGGGCGGGGAAGUAAGAGGGGAUUUGAGAGAGAUGUAUAAGAUAUGGCUACCAGAUUUUUUUUCAAUGAAUCCGGGGACACUUUUUUAAAAAAAUACAUGCUUUAUUAUCCCUAAUUACAUCUAUACAUCAGCUGUUUUGCUGUCUCGAGAAGUCCGGACGGGGAGAGAAACCUGGGGCGUGCAGUUGGAAGCAGAGUUUGAGAACACGACUGUGGGAUGUUCACGCAAUCACAGAUUUGGAAAGGACCUCUGAGGGACAUCUAGGCCAACCUUCUACAGUGGAGGUACCUCAACUCAAGCAGCCUCAGCUUAAAAGAGCAUAAGGAGUCCCUGCUCCAAUUUGACUUCUGCAGUUCCCGGCCGUCGGGGACACGCUCUUGUUCACGCUCUCUCUCACGCUCAGCUGCUCAGCUCUGCAUCAGCCGCUGCUCCAGUUGGCCAAGGGGAUCGAAGUCAUCUCACCCCUCUGCGCCUUGACCAGCAGAGAAACCACAGCUCCUGCGCCCCUCCUGGACAACUGCACGCCGCCUGUCCAUGACUCCUGAGCCUCCCCCAAUCUCCCUUCCAACGCUUCUAUGGGGAGAGGUGCUGCUGUGCCCGGGUCCUGCUUGCAGGCCUCCGACCAGGUCAGCUGGGUGGCCAGUGUGAGGACAGGAUGCUGGGCGAGAUGGGCUAUGGGCCUCAUCCUGCCAGGAUCUUCGGGGCUAUGCUAGAUGGACCAACGGCCUCACUUGGUGUGAUGGCCUGGGACUCGGAAGCAGAGGAGACUCAGUCUGCACUGGAUCCUUUGCCUUGGGCAUCAUCUGAACCAAGUCUGGGGCCUGAUCCUGAAGAGUCCCAGUCUGCACAGGUUCCCCUGCAACAAGCACCAGCUGGGCCGAGUCAGGGGCCUGAGCUUGCCCUGGCUCCAGAUGCAGGGAUGACCUCGUUGCCUCCAGCUUGGCCAUCACUUACAGUUGCUCCUCUACCAGUUGGGUCAGGAGAGGCUGAGGCAGCUUCUGGGUCUAGUAACCCACCGACGUCUCCUGAGCUGCAGAGACUGAGGUCUGAGAGAAGGAGAGUCCUGAGUACUCACAGGAGGAGUGCUCACCUGCGGGCGAGACAGGGAGGUGAGUUGCCGGGGGAUCAGGACCGGCCAUUACCCCGACAGAGAUAAAAGGCUGUCGGGCCCUGCCCCAGGUUACGGGAGCAACAUUGCGGUAUGCUAGACCAUGACUGAGAUCCUGUACCUGUCCUUGCCUAGUUUCCUGCCUCGUGUCCUGCCUUGGCCCUGUCGGACUGACUCCUUGCGUAAUCCUUGGAUUCGGGACCAGACCUGGACCAUGUUGCACGUGUUACCCUGAGGGCCAGCACACUUGGCAUAAAGUUAACUUCCUGUAACAGACUUCCUUACCCAACCAGGAGACAACCACACAUCUGGUUUGCCAAUGUGAGGACAGAAGGCUGAACUAGAUGGACCACUGGCCUGGUCCUUCUUAUGCUCUUACACCAAGCAAACGUUCUGGAAAAUAUUUGUGACAAACAAGAAGCAGUUCACACUCAGUCCUGAUUAAUUCAAGGCAGCUGCCUCUACUUGCUCCAUUUUUUGCUCCAUUUAACCAACAUUAGACAUGCCCCUUUCCACAAGAAAAUGAGAAGCCAAGUUGCAGUUGGUGGGCAUGUUGUUUUGGGUAAUGUGUUCCUCCCAGCUUCGACCCGUGACCACCCCUCCCCCAGCCUCUGCUUGUGUUUCCUGUACUCAAAUUUGUUCAUUUUCAUAAACAAAACUUUUGCCCGGCAAAAUUGGAGGAUUAACGAUGUGACACUAAGGCAAAGUCUCCAGAAGCCGUGGGGCUUCUUGCAGAAAUGUUCUCUCCAGACACUACCCUCUGCUCAACAAACGGCUCCUAAUGUGCCACACAGAUGAUGUAGGUGACACCACACAUUUGAAGGAUUGAAAUAUUUCUCUCCAUCAUUCCAAACACCUUUUGAGGAGUCCACCCCCAAGCUAUUGCUAAGCCCUCAGAUUUCAACAAUCUGCAGCAGAACAUCUGUGCACAUCAUCGCUAAAGGGAAGUGGCUGCAAGGGAGUUUAUUGUCGCGUUAAGAGGCAACAUCUGAGGCUGAAUCCAGAUGUCUGUUUCCUGCAAUCCAGCAGCAGCCAAUUAAAUCACCAUGGUGAAUGAUAGAGAAUGGAAAUAUAUUGGCACUGCUGGAAUCUUGGCGUGACUGCCCCUUGUGGUGGGAGGCUGAAUUGCAGGAGUUCACCUUUUUAGAGAAAAUGAGCUCGCUCUGCCCAUUCAGGUUGACCAAUGGUGCUUUCUAGACAGGGAGGAGCUUCCUUCUCCAGCUGAACCUUGCUUUGGUACAAAGUUUUUCCUUUAUUCUUCUUUCUCCACUGGGUCUGCUUUACCUUUGGUCCUGCCUUAUCCAUUCUAUCCACUGAUCUGUCCCCUGGUUCAUUGGCUCCUGCAAGGGCUACCCAUAACUCAGACUGACUGUCCUCUUCUCUCUUGGGAUAUUCCAGGUCAUCCAGGGAAGGGCAUAUAUUCAGGAAAGACAGCUAUUAUGGACCUAUGGUACUCCCUGCCUCAGGCUCUUCUUAUGGGGAAUUAACCAUCAGAAGAAUCGUGUCUAACAAAGUUGCUGUGUCCAGAAGUGUGUUGCAGAAGGAGGGGAAGAGGGUAAACUUGGUGCUGGGGUUUAUUAUGGGGCUUGGUUCGACCUGCCCCUCAUGGAUCGGACCUAGUCCUUUGAAAGCCAUCUGCAUAUGUCUUGGCAUUGUCAGGAACAUGGCUCAUCUGAGUGCAGGAGAAGAUUCAGACUCGGAAAUUGAGCUAAGUGAGAGAGAGACCGACUCUGCAGAUGAAAACUGGCUGACACAGCCAAGAAGGGGUAAUUUGCCCCCCCCCUUCCAGAAGAUGACACUGUUAGCUCUCAAGGAGCGGGAGAGUUAGGAGGCAGCCAGAGCAUUGCUAGGCAACCAGCAGAUAAGCAGAGGACUGAGAGUGUGUCAAGUGGAAGUAGGGAGGGGGAAGGCCAGCUUCUCAGUCCCCGUUUUAGGAGACUGGAUAAGGUCAGAGGGCAACAGAAGGGCAGGAGGGGAAGGGCGGGAAUUUGGCAUCCUUCCUGCUGUGAAAGGGGCAGAGACUGACCAACUCUCGCCAAUGCGAGCAGGCGAGAAGCCGUUCUCUGGAUGUGUUGUUUUAAAUAAAUGCACAUAAAACUGCCGGAGAGUCAUUACUUCUUAUCGGGGCUUGCCUGCCUGCCUGAGAUCAUUACAGGCAUCUUGUGAUGCAGGAAAACUGGUCCUUCACACCCAGAGACUCCUAGUUCAAGGCCUGGUCCCUCCACAGUAGGAAUCUCUUUCUGCUACGUUCUUGCUUCAGGGGCCUCAACAGCAUGUAUUCUGAAGUCCCCAUUUCCCUGUCUCCCACAAGUCCUUCCAAAAACAGGGGGCACCUGGGAUGUAUCAAAUUAACCAAACAUUUGAUUCACAACAACCUCUCCUAAAAAUAGGCCAGUUUUGGGAAACUCAUCUCCCUGGUGGCUUGAGAAAGAGGAAGGGACAUCUGACUUUCAUCUGCGUCCUAAGCUUGAGGCGUAUUUCCGUUUUUCUCAGUGACAACUCGCGGAUGCCCCUCUUUGCCGCUGCAUCUUCUUUGCCUUCAGGCAGAUCAGACCCAGAUGCUUAGCAGGACUUCGCUGGUCAGCUUUUAGAUGUCACGAUUCAAGGCAAACCUCGCCUAAUCCACACUUUCUGAAACAAUAUGGGAACUGAAACGCAGCCCUUCUUCAAAAUUUGCCCUCAGGCAUCCUGUUCUCUCAGUGGCCAAUGAGAUGCCUUAAGGAAAUGCCGCAAGCAGGAUCCGGGCACAAGAGCUCUCUCGCUUCUUGUGGUUUCCAGCAACUGGUAUUCAGAAGCGUUUAGUUAUCGUGCGUGGGAGCUAUCGACAAACUUUUCCUCCCUGAAUUUGUCUAAUCCUCUUUUAAACCCAUCACUGCCUCCUGUGGCAGGGAGUUCCAUAGUUUACCUCAGUGUUUUUUUUCUAAAAAACAAAUGUUUGGGGUAUUCUCAUUUUGACUCAAGAAUAUCACCAUUUUAUAGUUCAAAUCAGGAAAAAGCAAAUGGACAAAAGUACAAAUUUUCACAAAAUGUUUAGGGGGUAUGUGUACCCCUGCGUACCCCUAGCAAAAAGCACUGAUGACAGGAAUUGGACCUUGUGGCGUUUGCCCUCCUAGGUGUGCGACAUCAUACUGGGUUCAUAAGGAAAGUGUUUUGUUGUUGUUGUUUAGUCGUGUCUGCCUCUUCGUGACCCCAUGGACCAGAGCACGCCAGGCCCUCCUGUCUUCCACUGCCUCCCGCAGUUUGGUCAAACACAUGCUGGUAGCUUCGAGAACACUGUCCCACCAUCACGUCCUCUGUCGUCCCCUUCUGCUUGUGCCCUCUAUCUUUCCCAACACCAGGGUCUUUUCCAGGGAGUCUUCUCUUCUCAUGAGGUGGCCAAAGUACUGGAGCCUCAGUUUCAGGAUCUGUCCUUCCAGUGAGCAUUCAGGGCUGAUUUCCUUCAGAAUGGAGAGGUUUGAUCUUCUUGCAGUCCAUGGGACUCUCAAGUGUCUCCUCCAGCACCAGAAUUCAAAAGCAUCCAUUCUUCGGCGAUCAGCCUUCUUUAUGGUCCAGCUCUCACUUCCAUACAUCACUACUGGGAAAACCAUAGCUUUAACUAUACGGACCUUUGUUGGCAAGGUGAUGACUAAUUGUUAAAUGACUAACCAAUGGGAACCCAAGGGGCAGAGUUAACUGUGUAUAAGGUUUAAGCACAGAGGUUUUUGGGGGGAGUUAGAGUUAGGGUGGUUGAGAAGACAGUCUGGAGUUCGAAGAGACAGAGAAGAUAAGUCUGUGGGUUGGGCUAGUCUGGUGUGAGAGAGUGAGAGAAUUUUCUAGGAGGAGUCAGUCAAACAGUUGAGAUAAUCAGUCAGAAGGUAUUAGGAAGGUAUAGGCUGGUAAAGAAACUAAAGUUAAGAUACUGACAGGGAUAUUAUCCGAGAAACCAUAAACUUGUUAAUGUUUGUAAAAUAAACUUGUUUUUUGGUUCACUUAUAACAACUGUCUGGACUCAGUGUUUUACCUGAGAGUAACGGGUUGGUGGCAGUGGGGAAGCGAGCACAGUGGUGGCACAGGGAUCAAUAGACCAUUAAACAUCCGGGGACCCUGUGUGAUCGCCACAGACCUGUAUAGAAAUACAGUGUUUAGCCAACUGCCUGUUGUCUUUAUCCAUGGAGUUUUCUUGGCAGGGAUACUGGAGUGGCUUGCCAGUUCCUCCUCCUGGUGGAUCACGUUUGGUCAAAACACUCCACUAUGACCUGUUCAUCUUGGGUGCCCUGCUCGGCAUAGUUCAUAGCUUCUCUGAGUUAUUCAAGCCCCUUCGCCACAGCAAGGCAGUGAUCCAUGAAGUGAGAGCUGGACCAUAAAGAAAGCUGAUCGCCGAAGAAUUGAUGCUUUUGAAUUAUGGUGCUGGAGGAGACUCUUGAGAGUCCCAUGGACUGCAAGAAGAUCAAACCUCUCCAUUCUGAAGGAAAUCAGCCCUGAGUGCUCACUGGAAGGACAGAUCGUGAAGCUGAGGCUCCAAUACUUUGGCCACCUCAUGAGAAGAGAAGACUCCCUGGAAAAGGCCUUGAUGUUGGGAAAGAUGGUGGGCACAAGGAGAAGGGGACGACAGAGGAUGAGAUGGUUGGACAGUGUUCUCGAAGCUACCAGCAUGAGUUUGACCAAACUGCGAGAGGCAGUGGAAGAGAGUAGUGCCUGGCGUGCUCUGGUCCAGGGGGUCACGAAGAGUCGGACACAACUAAACGACUAAACAACAACAGCCCAACUGCACCAUCAGAGCUGUUAUUUGUGCUGCAUACUUUAUCCUGGAAUUGAUGUGGCUGGGAUUCCAUAUUCCUCGGCUCCAGGCCAGCAACUGGGAGCAGUCCAUCAAGCGGGUGAUUUGCUCAGUUAGCAAGCCUUUUAAACAAUGCAGUUGAAACUAUAGCGGAUUGAUCACAGCAAUUAUCUGAUUAAGCCUGGCUCUCCCCUGAAGCUCUAUCAGCAAAAGGCUUGGAAUAGGAAGUGCUUUAGAGGAAAUGACAUGUUUAUUCUUACCCUGCCCCAAGCCAUGCGGAAUAGUGUUGGCGGAUCCCAAGGGAGAGAUGCACACAGACCUUUCCCAGCUGCCGGCCAAUUGGAGAAGGGGGAAGAGGAGAAGCAGGAGAGGGAGCGGGGGCCGGGGGCUGGGGGCCGGUGCUUUUUUUCAUCCAAUAUAUCAGAGCCUUUAGGGCAAAGAUUGCGUGUGUCGCACAACAAAUGCACAGUUGCUAUAGGGAAUCCCGUGUGGAGUGCUCCUGUUCAGGGUGCUGGCCAGCCAUGCCCGUUUCCCAAAUACUCCAUUCCAUUCCCUAAAGUAAAGGUAAAGGGACCCUUGACCAUUAGGUCCAGUCACGGACGACUCUGGGGUUGCAGCGCUCAUCUCGCUUUAUUGGCCGAGGGAGCCGGCGUACAGGUCAUGUGGCCAGCAUGACUAAGCCGCUUCUGGUGAACCAGAGCAGCGCACGGAAACACCAUUUACCUUCCCGCCGGAGCGGUACCUAUUUAUCUACUUGCACUUUGACGUGCUUUCGAACUGCUAGGUUGGCAGGAGCAGGGACCGAGCAACGGGAGCUCACCCCGUUGCGGGGAUUCAAACUGUCGGCCUUCUGAUCAGCAAGCCCUAGGCUCAGUGGUUUAACCCACAGCGCCACCCGCGUCCCUUUUUUGGGCUACAUUAAUAAUAAUAAUAAUAAUAAUAAUAAUAAUAAUAAUAAUAAAUUUAUACCCUGCCUAUCUGGCUGGGUUUCCCCAGCCACUGUGGUUGGCUUUCAACAGGAUAUUAAAAACACAGUAAAAGAUCAAACAUUAAAAAUUUCCCUAAACAGGGCUGCCUUCAAAUGUCUUCUAAACGUCAGAUGGUUGUUUAUUUCCUUGACAUUUGAUGGGAGAGCAUUCCACAGGGCAGGCACCACCACCAAGAAGGCCCUCUGCCUGGUUCCCUGUAACCUCACUUCUCGCAAGGAGGGAACCACCAGAAGGCCCUCAGAGCUGGACCUCAGUGUCUGGGCUGAACGAUGGGGGUGGAGACGCUCCUUCAGGUAUACUGGGCCGAGGCCGUAACUGAUGAUUCACACUCAGACGACAAGUUCACUGUUAGUAUCUCAGAUCUCCUUUUUAGAGAGGAGAAUUCGGGGAGAGCAAAUACUUUUCCUUCCUGCAGAUUCUCCGCCAAUUCAUCUUUGAAAAGAGCCCCUAUUUCCUCAGAGAAGCUAUCCAGCUCCAGCAUUGAAACCUGUAUGUUGGCUGGAAGCAGGAUUUUUGCAAGAGAAAAUGGGAGUCUAGAAAUCGAGAGGGAUUUCAGGGACACCAUAAACAUCCAGCGUUUUUCUUAGCCAACAUUUCUCAUAGAGAUUAAUUUUUCCAAAAGCAGAUUCCACCCCCAGUCUCUCAUGGAGGCAGCGUUCCAGGUUUGCUGACAACAUGUCGUGACCUCUAGAUAGCUCAGGAUUUUGCCUGACCACAAAAAGCAUCCCUGAGCAUCAUCUUGGUCAAAUUGCUCUGGGUUAUAUUUCUCAAGAACUGCUCCAGAUUUGGCACCAUUGUGGAGCCAAGAGAACCCAAGGUGCCUCUCUAGAGACAAACGCCGCAAUUAUUUCAUCCGAAUGAGUUUCUCGAUUAUUUCUUCCAAAGGAGGAAAUGAGGAGGGGGGAGAAAAGAGGACUUUUUGUCGAAUGGGCUGGAAGAAAGCAAGACAGAGGGGGAGGAAAGGUCUUGAGGAGUUUCUUCCCUUAACAUUUUGACUGCUUCACCUUUAGCUGGAGAGCUACAUCCAGAUGAAUAUGAAGUCGGAAAUGGUGCAGAUCCAGCAGAACGUGGUGCAGAACCAGACGGCCACGAUGCUGGAGAUUGGAACGAAUCUCUUGAACCAAACAGCGGAGCAGACCAGGAAACUGACCGACGUGGAGGCUCAGGUGGGUUGGUGGAAGAGGGUUGAAGAAGGGAAGAAAUACGGAAAAAUUGUUAUGUCAGUCUAGAUGAUACCCUGGUGUCCCUUCCAAAUCCGCAAUCCUGUAGUUGUGAGGAUAGAGUGCAUUAUUCGUUUAUAAAAUAUAUUUAUAGGCGGGUGGCGCUGUGGGUUAAACCACAGAGCCUAGGACUUGCCGAUCAGAAGGUCGGCGGUUCAAAUCCCCGUGACGGGGUGAGCUCCCAUUGCGCGGUCCCUGCUCCUGCCAACCUAGCAGUUCGAAAGCAUGUCAAAGUGCAAGUAGAUAAAUAGGUACCGCUCCAGCGGGAAGGUAAACGGCGUUUCCGUGCACUGCUCUGGUUCGCCAGAAGCGGCUUAGUCAUGCUGGCCACAUGACCCGGAAGCUGUACACCGGCUCCCUCGGCCAAUAAAGCGAGAUGAGCGCCGCAACCCCAGAGUCGGCCACGACUGGACCUAAUGGUCAGGGGUCCCUUUACCCUUUACCUUUAUACUUCAUUCCAGCUUCAGGUUUUCUUCUGUGCCUUGCGCAGGUACUCAACCAGACCUCCCGCAUUGAGAUCCAGCUACUGGAGAACUCUCUGUCCACCAAUAAGCUGGAGAAGCAGCUGCUGAUGCAGACGAACGAGAUCCACAAGCUGCAGAACCGAAACAGGUAGGUGUAGGAACACCUGGAUUCCUGCAGAGCUGCCUCUUUCCAAGGCAGAGAAUAUAUUCAGGGGCUCAGGGCUGCUGCUGGAGGUGAGUCUCUUUAUGUCAGGGGUCAGCAAACAUUUUCAGCAGGGGGCCGGUCCACUGUCCCUCAGACCUUGUGGGGGGCCGGACUAUAUUUUGGUUUUUUGGGGGGAUGAACAAAUUCCUAUGCCCCACAAAUAACCCAGAGAUUCAUUUUAAACAAAAGGACACAUUCUACUCAUGUAAAAACACCAGGCAGGCCCCACAAAUAAUCCAGAGGUGCAUUUUAAAUAAAAGGACACAUUCUACUCAUGUAAAAACACACUGAUUCUUUGACCAUCCACAGGCCGCAUUUAGAAGGCAACUGGGCCAGAUCCGGCCCCCGGGCCUUAGUUUGCCUACCCAUGCCUUAUGUGCAUCAAUGACCUAUUUACAGUUGACCAGGCUACAGCCUAGAGCAAAACACCUUCCUCGCUUUCUGUUUAAAGUUCUCUUGCUCUCGUUGCUUUCAAAGCUAUUUCCUUUGGCCACAUUGUUAUCUGGUUACGUUGUCAUUCCUACAUUGCAGGGGGGGUUGGACUAGAUGACCCUCGGGGUCCCAUACAAUUCUAUGAUUGUAUGUUUAUUUGUAGUCCUGCUUCUGAGUUGUCAUUAGUCACAAGAUAGCCAAGUGUUGGUAAUAGCUACUGGUUUUCUUAUAAAUUAGUUACCCUACAACUGUGGUAGGUUGAUGGUUUGUGCAUGCUUUCUAAGUAGCUAUAUAUAAAUACUUCCAGCUAUAUAUUUAUUUCACCUUUACAUGUUUGUUAGUAAGAAUGCAUAAAAAUAUUUCCAUGCAAUAUUCUUUGCUGUGUGGUCUUUUAAACUACAAUAUUCUCUCUCUCUCUGUGUGUGUUUGUGCAUCUAUGUCACACACCUGUGCCUAUAAGUGAGUUUAUCUGGGAACCUAUAGCUGUAAACUGGGUGUUGAAAAAAUGUGCAAUUUAUUGUUACUGUUACGAUUAUUAUCUUCCUUUGUGUGUUGGACCACUAUUUUGAAUAAUACUUUUUAUGGGCUAAGGUAGAGAGAGCACUGGGGAUGAGUUUAUGGAACCAAGUGAGCGACGCCCAAAAAAGUUUUGGAAUCACUGUAUUUACAGGACCGCCUCUCCUGGUCUGCCCCGCAGAGGACCUUAAGGUCCAUGAAUAAUCAUAGUUUAGAGGUCCCGGGCCCUAAGGAAAUCAGACUAUCCUCCACCAGGGCCAGGGCCUUCUCAGUGAUGGCUCUGACCUGGUAGAAUGCUCUGUCCCAUGACACCAGGGCCCUGCAGGAUUUCACUUCCUUCCGCAGUGCCUGUAAGACAGAGCUAUUCCGCCUGGCUUUCAAUUUGAACUUAGUCUGAUCUUUUAUUCCCCUUCCUUCCCUCCCCCUCCCCUUUUUAUGAAGAUUCCCUGCUCUGGGAUCCCACAGCUAAUUCUCCCCUGGCCUCCUCACUGGCCCAAAUAGGACUAACUUAGCCAGCUAGCCCUGGUGAUCAUCUAAUGUUUAUUGGAUGGAUUUCCCCUCUAAAUUGAUUUUUGAAUUCUGAAUUUAUCGUUAUUCACAUUUUAUACUGCAUUUUAUGCUGUUUUCUGUUGCAUCAAUUGUUUUAAAUUUGUUGUUAGCUGCCCUGCGCCCAGUUUUCUGAACCAGGAAGGGUGGGGUAUAAAUAAAAAAUUAUUUAAAUUAAAGCAAAUCAUUCUCUCUUUCAUUAGUUGCUACAAACACAUUCUCUCGGGUAAAAGGAAUCUCCAGUUUGCUAAUCAUAGAAGCCAAGAACCCAGUAGGGCUUGGUUGAUUCCCUGUCCAGAAAUGUACUCAGGAGACUUUGAAAUAAAUCUAUCCUCAACUGCAAUUGGCUCUCUUCCUUAUCUCAGUCUUGCUCUCCUGGACUGCAGAUCUCAGCUUCCAAAGGACUGAGUUUCUCUUCCCAGCCAUCACCAUCCAUGGAUCUGCUGAUAUGUGAGGACCUCUUGGUUUCUCUGUAAUUCCAGCAGCGUUGUCCAAAGGAGCACCUCGUUCCAUUAGGUCACUAAUGGAUUUGUUGGCUGAGGACCAAUAUGUGGAUUUUGCUGCCUGGUUCCCAGAAGAUAAGGAGCAAAGGAUAAAGCGAAUUCCAUUGACUGGGGAUGGAGGGUGUGCAAGUUCUCAAAGUUGUGCAAGAUGCAGAGCUGUAUCCAGCAUUCAUCCUGAAGAAAUAAUGGGCAUGACUAAGGUCAGUCCAUUAAUUUCAGUGGGUCUGCACUGUCGCCAGUGGCGCUGUGGGUUAAACCACAGAGCCUAGGACUUGCCGAUCAGAAGGUCGGCGGUUUGAAUCCCCACGUCGGGGUGAGCUCCCGUUGCUCAGUCCCAGCUCCUUCCAACCUAGCAGUUCAAAAGCACAUCAAAGUGCAAGUAAAUAAAUAGGUAUCGCUCUGGCGGGAAGGUAAACGGUGUUUCUGUGCGCUGCUCUGGUUCUCCAGAAGCGGCUUAGUCAUGCUGGCCACAUGACCCGGAAGCUGUACGCCGGCUCCCUUGGCCUAUAGAGCGAGAUGAGCGCCGCAAUCCCAGAGUCGGCAACAACUGAACCUAAUGGUCAGGGGUCCCUUUACCUUUUACCCUGAGUAGUCUAGUUAAGUAGAAGCCAUAGUCUAAGGUUACCAGACGUCCCCGUUUCCCAGGGACAGUCCCCGGAUUUAGAAAUCAGUCCCCUAUCAUUCCUAGUGUCCCUGGAUUCAUUGAAAAAAAUCUGGUAACCUUACCAUAGUCUGCCUGCCAGCCCAAAACUGAAGUCCCUCCUGCCUGUGUGGUCCCAACAUUUAGUUGAUGCAUCAGAUACAUCCAUGAGCUUCAUCCAGGUGGUCCAUGACAUGUCUCUGUAUUCGUGGUUGAAGAUGGGAAACAGGACAUCCAUCGCUUUAAAUAUUCCUCUUGCUUUUUUAAUUCUACUUUUUAAUCGCUUCUUCCGUUGUAUUUUACUGCAUUACGAUAUGAAUUUCUAUGGAAUUACAAUUGCUACAGCAGGCGGAAAAAUCACUAAGUGAUCCAUCUGAGACCACCAGAAAUUUUCAAGAGGUUAUGGGCAAAAAAGGGGGGGUUGGUGGGGAGCUGCUGAGCUAGAUGAAUCAGUUUAAAACGUUUUGGUCCCUUGCGGGAGAGAAAAAUGAAAACCUUCUAUGAAAUACCGUAUUUUUCGCCCUAUAGGACGCACUUUUUCCCCUCCAAAAAUGAAGGGGAAAUGUGUGUGCGUCUUAUGGGGCGAAUGCAGGCUUUCGCUGAAGCCUGGAGAGCGAGAGGCGUCGGUGCGCACCGACCCCUCUCGCUCUCCAGGCUUCAGGAAGCUAUCCGCAAGCCUCCCGCGCCCGGCGGGAGGUCCCACCGGGCGCACGAGGCUUGCGGGCAGCAGCCUGCAGCCCGAAGCACGGGGCGCGCUGCGGAGCACGCCCCGUGCUUCGGGCAGAUGUCCGCAAGCCUUGCACGCCCGGCAGGAGGUCCCGCCGGGCUCGCAAGGCUUGCAGGCAGCAGCCUGUUCUGGGGGCUGGGGUCGGGGGAAGCUCGGGCUUCCCCCGAGCCAGCCCCGUGCCUGGGGGGGCAAUAAUUUUUUUUCUUUAUUUCCCCCCCCCCAAAAUCUAGGUGCGUCCUAUGGGGCGGUGCGUCCUAUGGGGCGAAAAAUACGGUAAGUAAAUAAACAAUUGGGCACCACCUUCAGAUCCUUGGAGGAUGAAGAUUCGCUCACAGGUAGCAGCACCCUACCACUCAACUCUCAUAAGACCAGUAUAAAAGAGCAUUUAGAAAUCAAAAUUAUUUAUUUUAUUUUUUUCAAAAAAGUUUAUUCAUUUUAUAACACAAAUAAAGAACACAAACAAUACAAUACAAACAAAUUCUUAUCUUAUCCGUAUUUUCCUAAACAUUGUUAAGUGGGCUUCCCCAAGUCCCACCUAUCUGAUUUUCAUUUUACUUCAUCUUUAGCAGUUUACAUAUAUCAUAGUUUCUAACCAUCUUUCCCCCCCCACACACACUUAAAAUAACUUCACAAUUUAGCACUUUCAAAUAAUACUAUUUUAAAAUACACUACCUUCUACUUCUAACCCUACAGCCGAUAUCCACUUCCAAAGCUAUUCAAAGAUUUAAAUAUUAACAUUUUUUUUUUCAAAUAUUCCUUAAACUAGAAAUCAAAAUUAAAAGCUAUAGGGAGUGACUUUGGAGUGACUUUGGUUUCCAAGCUUCAGUUCCCCUCCAUUCUUGCGAAGGAUCCAAACUGUGCUGAGAUCAGAGUUUGUUGCAUUCCGGCCAGCUGGCUUCACAAAGUUUGGGGGGAUGAUUUCUCUUGCAACCGCAGCACUUUUGGGAUUGUUCCCAAGAUGCGUUUGCUGUGCCAAACUGUUAUGAAAAGCCAAUUUAUGGCCAUCCCGCCUGGCCAAAGAAAGGUGAUGGGGGCAGCGGGGAGAGAAGCCAAUAUGGCGCGGAAGCGUCACGAGAGAAGUUGUCUUUUUUUUCUUUUUAAAAAAUGAAAUCCCUGAUGGCUGCAAAAAUAAACUGAUGAAGUGCCUGGUGAUGACAGCAGCAGCAGCGGCAGUGACAGAGUCGUAGAAGUUGCUUGUUCCGGCCUUUGUUACUCCAGAACACAUGCACGCACUCUCUCCUUCGGGGACGGUCUCUAAAAAUGGCAAGCAUGAGAACAUACAAAGAGCCCUGCUAGAUGCUGGAUCAAGCCAAAGGCCCAUCUAGUCCAGCAUUCUGUUCUCACAGGGGCUAUUGAGAUGCUCGUAGGAAAUCUGCAAGCAGGACUUGAGCAGAAGAGCCCUCUUUCCUCCUGCAGUUUCCAGCAACUGAGAUUCAGAAGCAUUUAUUUCUCCAACUAUGGAGGCAUGGCAAGUAGCCAACAAUUGCCCUCUCAUCCAUGGAUUUGCCUAUGGAUUCCCCAUGGAUUUUUCACAGUUGGAGGAAGCAACGCUUCUGAAUCUCAGUUGCUGGAAAUGGCAGGAGGAGUUAGUGGCCGGGACGCAGGUGGCACUGAUGGGUGGUCUUUUGUCAGGAUGGCCAUCUGUUAGCCGUGAUUCCUGCAUUGCAGGGGAUUAGACUAGAUGACCCUUGGCGCCCUUCCAACUCCACGUGCCCAAUCAGCAUUUAACUGUCUGCAUGUUGAUUGUGUCUUCUUCUUUGGUCAUUCCUCGUAGCUGAGUAAGAUUGUCUUCCAUGAACACAGUCUAAACAGUGAGUCCGUAAGUGACUGUGGAGGCCAAUUCUGGAUCCACAUGUCCUUCCACAGUGGGGACAUUGGUUUCUGGGCGGGAGUUGAUCAUGGUGAAGAUUUGCCAAGCGUGCCUUCCUCUUAGCAUGUUUCUCCCUUGCGUUCUGAGUUUGAGCAUCUUCAAAGUCCAUGUCACCUUUGGUAAAGGCUGUUCUCCAACUGGAGUGCUCACAGGCCAGUGUUUCCCAGUUGUCGUUGUUUAUACAGUGGCACCUCGGGUUAAGGGACGGGGGUGGCACUGUGGGUUAAACCACAGAGCCUAGGACUUGCCAAUCAGAAGAUCAGCGGUUUGAAUCCCCGCGACGGGGUGAGCUCCCGUUGCUCGGUCCCUGCUCCUGCCAACCUAACAGUUCGGAAGCAUGUCAAAGUGCAAGUAGAUAAAUAAGUACCACUCCAGCGGGAAGGUAAACAGCGUUUCCAUGCGCUGCUCUGGUUUGCCAGAAGCAGCUUAGUCACACUGGCCACAUGACCCGGAAGCUCCCUCGGCCAAGAAAGCAAGAUGAGCGCCGCAACCCCAGAGUCGGCCACGACUGGACCUAAUGGUCAGGGGUCCCUUUACCUUUAUAUACUGUCCCAAAAUGCCUUUUUUUCCCCCAACAGCCACCACAUGUGGUAAAAAUCUCCAUCCUUAUCUAAACAUUUCCAGCAUUUUUUACUUCUAAUCCUGUACAUUUUUGCCAGCUUGGUUGGGGUGAGGAAACCCAACUAAAUUUCCAACUAUCUUUACACCUAAAACAGGACCCACAUCCUGGUGAAUCCCAUAGAUGAACUCUGUGGAUGUGACUGUGCGGCCCUCAAGGCAGGUGCCCGCUUUUUAAGCUGACCGCCUUCUGAAAAGUGUCUCUUGCCAGCUCUUUGCAAAUCCACCAGCCAUCCGCCCUGCAGUUCUGUUGCCCUCAUUCCCUCUCCUUCCUCCCUUGGCAGUAUUUUGGAGACCCGAGUCCUGCAGAUGGAGACAAAGCACCUGAUGGAACUGGAAGGGAUCCGGACGGAGAAGGAGGAGCUGCAGCAGCUGGUGAUCCGCCAGAGCGACACCAUCGAGGUCUUGGAGAAGUCUCUCCACGCCGCCAGCGGCAACACCAGCCUGCUCCAACAACAGCAGCUGCAGCUGUUGGAGUCAGUUCAGAAUUUGGUCCAGCUGGUCUCCCAAGGCAAAGGUGAGCUCGGAGCCACCGAAAUAAAUCACGCUUUAUCUCAAAUGAGGCAGCUUCCAAGCCUCUGCUGCUUCAGAGCUCCAGAUGAUGUGCAUACUAGCCAGAGGUCCACCGCAGACGGAGAUAGCUCAACAGUUCGCAGUCUUCCUACGCCUUUUUCUGAACUCUCCUGGCUGCCUACACAGGUCCUACUUGCCGGCAGCCUCUCUCCCUGUCCCUCCUUCCUAGUCUCCCCUUCCAAAAUGAACUUUCCUUUCCUUAGCAGAGUCGCACCUUUUUGCCAAUGUUCCAUCAUCAGGACUUUCCCCUCUGGACUGCUUGAUUUGUGAACAUUCCUUUACAUCAGAGCAGCUGAGCCAAUGGGAAGAGGGAGUGGGAGGAAGCCUCCAGCGAUGCUCUGUGUCAUUUGAAAGUUCAGGUGUGCAGGAGAAUAGCGCACAAGGCCAAUUUGGCGCAACUUACAGCAAAGAGUGGACGCGUUCCAUUGUGAGGGAUGCUUUUGAAAAACUUAAAAUUCUACGUUGCUUUCUAAAUAUUAAAGCAAUAUUUUGUUGGAAGCUGCCCAGAGUGGCUGGGGAAGCCCAGCCAGAUGGGCAGGGUAUAAAUUUAUUAUUAUUAUUAGUGUAGCAACUUUUCAAACUCAGUGCUUUUACACCAUGUCUUCCCAUCCCCACCUGCAAUAAACUCAGGUCAGAUCCACAACAUACAUUUGAAGCACAUCCAAUGCACCUGGCUUUCCCCCAAAGGAUCCUGGGAACUAUAGUUCCCCUGCACAGUGCAACAAUUCACUUAAUAAGCUAUGGUUCACAGAACUCCUUGGGGGAGGUUGUGCACUUUAAAUGUGCAUUGGGUGUUUGUUAAAUGCAUGGUGUGGAUCUGCCCAAAAUAUUACUGGAAGGAUGAGGAUCUUCCAGGUGCUGUUGAACUACAACUCCCGUCAUCCCUAACCAUUGGUCAUGCUGGCUGCAUCUGGAGAGUCACAGUUUCCCCACUCUGGUCUUUAGCUUGGAUUGAUGAAGAAAGAACAAGGCAGGAAUUAGUAAAUAUAAUCGCAGUUUUCCCCAAGCAAAUUUUAAAUAGGAAUUUUAUUCACAUUUCAAAUAGGGAAAUUUGCUUGAGACUGGGAGCUCACUGUCGCUGUAUCCAUGCCCCAAAAUGCUUAUUUAAUUUGGAGAGGCCAACUCUUUAGCAUUUUACUUUCUCUUGCUAGUUCCUCCAAAGAAAGAAGACCGGCUGUUCCAGGACUGCGCAGAAAUCCGCCAAUCUGGAGUUAAUCUCAGUGGGGUUUACACCCUCCAUAUCAACAAUCUGACUGAACCCAAGAAGGUCAGUGAAACCCCAAGAGCCUAUGAACUGAGGCAGGGAGAAGGAUCAUUGCUCAAUUUGUACAGCUAAACAAAGCACCUUGGUUCUCCUACCGUCGGUGCUUCUAAAGGAAUCUGACCCUGUUAAGUUGUGGAUGAACAUAUCAGACAACACAUCGAUUCUUCAAACAGCUCUUGUUUAUUCACAGGCCAGAACUGAACUGAAGGGUUCAGCCACCCUUCUUAUAUAGAGCUCCACUACAACGCAACAGUAACCACUCUCUGUAACUAUCCAAUCACUGAACGUCAUUUUCAAUCCCUUAUUUGCAUAUGUGGACCUGAGUGAAAACUAUCCACAGUAUCCCCCUGCUGGCCCAGGGUGAGAACUUCAGUACAUAACAGACCCUCUCUAAGGCUGUCUGGAAAACGUCCUGGUCUAGAAACGGGUUCUGCAAAGGCCCAGUGUUUCCCAAACUUGGGUUUCCAGCCGUUGUUGGAUUACAAAUCCCAUCAUCCUUGAACACUGGUCCAGCUAGCUAGGGAUGAUGGGAGUUGUAGUCCUAAAGCAGCUGGAGACCCAAGUUUGAGAAACAUUGGCAGCUAAGCAAAAGAGGGGCAGGGAGAUUUUAUUCAAAUGGAUUGCCUUUCUGCUCUUGGUUCUGGUGGCUAGAUUUUGCUUUGGGCUGGGGAACAUUCAUGGGUUCAAGGGGAAAUUGGCAGGACCUGGAAGGAGCUCUGGAACACAGGAAAUUUCCUUACAACUUCUAUAUAGACCAUUGGCCUAUAUAGUUCAGUAUUGUCUACACUGACGGGCAACACCUCUGUGGCAUUUAUUUUAUUAUUUCAUUUCAUAAAAUGUAUACGCCACUUCAAUAUCACAUGCUUUUUCUUGUUAAAUAAUGAUUACUUGCCAUCACGACACUGGAGUUAAACACAGAAUCUAAACACUGCUUUUCUUGGUGGAAGUCUCUGUUGACUAAAGGUAAAGGUAAAGGGACCCCUGAACAUUAGGUCCAGUCGUGACCGACUCUGGGGUUGUGGCACUCAUCUCGCUUUAUUGGCCAAGGGAGCCAGCGUACAGCUUCUGGGUCAUGUGGCCAGCAUAACUAAGCCACUUCCGGCGAACCAGAGCAGCGCAUGGAAACGCCGUUUACCUUCUCGCCGGAGUGGUACCUAUUUAUCUACUUGCACUUUGACGUGCUUUCGAACUGCUAGGUUGGCAGGAGCAGGGACUGAGCAUCGGGAGUGCACCCCGUCGCAGGGAUUCGAACCGCCGACCUUCUGAUCGGCAGGUCUUAGGCUCUGUGGUUUAACCCACAGUGCCACCCGCACUACGCACAUGCAAAUUGUUCAUUCCAAGCCAGGUUCAGUGCUUGCACAUUUCCGCAUCAGUUUCCAGCGUUGUUUAUUUUAUUUUUUAUUUUUUAAAGUCCUUAUGGCAUCUGCAAAGAUCAGAUUCUUCCAAUAUCCAUAGGCUCAGCUGUGUUUCUGCCUCUUGUUCCUUCCAUCUGAGCAUCCUCUGCUUUCUUCCUUUACAGACCUAUUGUGAUAUGGAGACGGACGGAGGCGGCUGGACAGUGAUCCAGUACAGAGUCAAUGGCAGCGUCAGCUUCCAAAAGAACUGGAAAGAGUACAAACAGGUCUGAUUCUCCCUUGGACUUGUCAUCCUCAAUCCGUCAGAUCUUUUCGAUCAAAAGUAGAAAGAGCGGAGACCACAUAGCAAUCACCACGGGGCCAAUAGCAGCCCACGGCUUUGCUGACCCCUAUUUUGCUGACCCACUGGCUUCCUGAGGCCAUGCGCCAGUGUGCAUCAUUUUAUGCAGAGGAAACUUGCUCGCCACAGUUUGAUCAGUUGCACAAUCUUCUCUCCCAAAUCAAGCAGGGGGAAACCGUAUACCGGGGCUCUGCACAGCACUGAUUGGCCAGGCAAGGUGAAGUCACCAACCCACUUUGCUCUCCCUCCCCAAUCACUGUUUCAGCAUCCAAAAAAUUAUUCAGUAGUGAUGGAUUCAAGGAAGGGGGCAAAUGGGCAUUCUUCUGGAUAAAUUACUUUAAACGUAAAAAAACGAGACAGCUGAUCUGAAGCCGGGCAGUACAUAACACAGCAGAAGCUUCUUCUUCUCCAUGUUGCACAAAGUAACAAGAGGGAAUCGGAAGGUUGGAGUCAACUAAAUUACUCUCAGAGUAGACCCAGUGAAAUUAAUGGACUUGGACUAUUCAUGUCUAUUAAUGAGUCUACUCUGAACUAACAUUGGAUACAACCAAUAGUGUUGGAAAUGACCACAGAGUUAAUCUCACCUUUCCUACCAUGGAACACCCCCACCCCAAAAAUAUGUGCCAUCUAAUUUUUACAAGACAUUGCGGUGUGGAGAGCUCCUGUUCAGGGUUCCAGCCAGCCAACUGUGGUCCUCUUGCCAAAUACUCCAUUCCGUUCUGUUCCUCUUCCCAGUUUUCUGUCCCUUUCUCCAGAAGACUCAGCACGCUGUUGCUCUUCAUCUGUCUGUUUUUUGGGGGGAAGGUUGCCUAAAUAUUUUUUCCCUAAAUGAUGAUUGUACAUCUGCAGACCUUGGAGUUCUCUGGACCAUGCUGAUCCCAUUUCUUCUCUCUCUCCCCAACCCGUGGUCCCAUUUCGACCGCAAUCCUUUCAGCCCUCACCGGCUGAAUUCAAUAUUCAUGCGAGGAACAGCCUCUUAGCUGAUAUAUGCCGAGAACUUAAUUGAGCAACCCACUUAGUGCUUUGUGUUUUGCCUCUCCCAGGGCUUUGGGGAUCCAGCAGGAGAAUACUGGCUGGGGAACGAGGCAGUCCACCUCUUGACCAACCAGGGAGCCUAUUCUUUGAGAGUCGAACUCCUGGACUGGGAAGGAAAUCGCGCCUACGCCCACUACGAAAAGUUCCAGCUGGGAAGCGAGCGUCAGCGAUACAGGUAACAUGUGGUCUUUGCCAACUGUAUGCAAACAGCAUGGUAGGUGUUUAUCAGCAGGGUUCAAAUCCCCACUCAGCCGUGGAGCUCACCUUGGGCCAGUCGCCAUCUCUUAGCCUAACCUACCUCACAGGGUUGCUGUGCGGAUGAAAUGGGGCGGGGGAGAGAGAGAGAACCAUGGACACCACAGUUCAGACCCUCUGAGUGUCCCUGUUUCCAGGGACAGUCCCGGAUUUACAAAAGCCAUUCCAGUUUUCUGAUCUUACCCCGGAAUAUCCCGCUUUUCUUUAGGACAUUCCUAUUUUCAUUGGAGAAAUGUUGGAGGGUUUGGUAAAGGUAAAGGGACCCCUGACCAUUAGGUCCAUUCCUGGCCGACUCUGGGGUUGCGGCGCUCAUCUCGCUUUACUGGCCGAGGGAGCCGGCUUACAGCUUCCAGAUCAUGUGGCCAGCGUGACUAAGCUGCUUCUGGUGAACCAGAGCAGCGCAUGGAAACGCCAUUUACCUUCCCGCCGGAGCGGUACCUAUUUAUAAUAAUAAUAAUAAAUUUUAUUUAUAUCCCGCCCUCCCCAGCUGAAGCCGGGCUCAGGGCGGCUAACAACAAUAAAACAGUACAAAAGUACAACACAACACAACACAACACAACACUCUAAAAUCACUCAUUAUAAAAUUACCGUAUUUUUUGCACCAUAACACGCACUUUUUUCCUCCUAGAAAGUAAGGGGAAAUGUCUGUGCGUGUUAAGGAGGGAAUGCCUACGGGUGGCAUGCCUACGGAUUUUCCUCCUCUAAAAACUACAUGUGUGUUAUGGUCGGGUGCGUGUUAUAGAGCGAAAAAUACGGUAAUUCAAAUCAAGCCACUGGCAACCAUUGGGCCAGAGCUCCGCGAAGAUUGCCGAGGGAGGGAGUCAGGCUGUGCCCUGGCCAAAGGCCUGGUGGAACAGCUCUGUCUUGCAGGCCCUGCAGAAAGAUGUCAAGUCCCGCAGGGCCCUAGUCUCUUGUGACAGAGCGUUCCACCAGAUCGGAGCCACAGCCGAAAAAGCCCUGGCUCUAGUUGAGGCCAGCCUAACCUCUCUGUGGCCUGGGACCUUCAAGAUGUUUUUAUUUGAAGACCGUAAGUUUCUCUGUGGGACAUACCAGGAUGACACCAAACUGGGAGGGGUGGCUAACACCUCAGAGGACAGGAUCACACUUCAAAACGACCUUGACAGAUUAGAGAACUGGGCCAAAACAAACAAGAUGAACUUUAACAGGGAGAAAUGUAAAGUAUUGCACUUGGGCAAAAAAAUGAGAGGCACAAAUACAAGAUGGGUGACACCUGGCUUGAGAGCAGUACAUGUGAAAAGGAUCUAGGAGUCUUGGUUGACCACAAACUUGUCAUGAGCCAACAGUGUGACGUGGCAGCUAAAAAGCCAAUGCAAUUCUGGGCUGCAUCAAUAGGAGUAUAGCAUCUAGAUCAAGGGAAGUAAUAGUGCCACUGUAUUCUGCUCUGGUCAGACCUCACCUGGAGUACUGUGUCCAGUUCUGGGCACCACAGUUCAAGAAGAACACUGACAAACUGGAACGUAUCCAGAGGAGGGCAACCAAAAUGGUCAGUGGCCUGGAAACGAUGCCUUAUGAGGAACGGCUAAGGGAGCUGGGCAUGUUUAGCCUGGAGAAGAGGAGGUUAAGGGGUGAUAUGAUAGCCAUGUUCAAAUAUAUAAAAGGAUGUCAUAUAGAGGAGGGAGAAAGGUUGUUUUCUGCUGCUCCAGAGAAGCGGACACGGAGCAAUGGAUCCAAACUACAAGAAAGAAGAUUCCACCUAAACAUUAGGAAGAGCUUCCUGACAGUAAGAGCUGUUCGACAGUGGAAUUUGCUGCCAAGGAGUGUGGUGGAGUUUCCUUCUUUGGAGGUCUUUAAGCAGAGGCUUGACAACCAUAUGUCAGGAGUGCUCUGAUGGUGUUUCCUGCUUGGCAGGGGGUUGGACUCGAUGGCCCUUGUGGUCUAUUCCAACUCUAUGAUGCGAUGAGAGGCGGUCCCGUAGGUACGAGGGUCCUAGGCCGUAUAGGGCUUUAAAGGUUAGAACCAGCACCUUAAACCUGAUCCUGUACUCCACCGGGAGCCAGUGCAGCUGGUAUAGCACCGGGUGAAUGUGAUCUCGCAGCGAAGACCCCGUAAGGAGUCUCGCCGCGGCAUUCUGCACCCGCUGGAGUUUCUGGGUCAGUCUCAAGGGCAGCCCCAUGUAGAGCAAGUUACAAUAAUCCAGUCUGGAGGUGACCGUCACGUGGAUCACAGUUGCUAGGUCAGGGCGAGAGAGGUAAGGAGCCAACUGCUUAGCUUGGCGGAGAUGGAAAAAUGCCGCCUUUGUUAUAGCUGCAAUCUGCGCCUCCAUGGAAAGGGAGGUGUUGAAUAUUACACCCAAACUCUUAACGGACAGUGCUGGCACUAAAUGCGCCCACGCAAGAGAAGGGAGUUGCCCCCCCAAUCCCAUAUUUAUCUACUUGCACUUUGAUGUGCUUUCGAACUGCUAGGUGGGCAGGAGCAGGGACCGAGCAAUGGGAUCCCCAUCGCGGGGAUUCGAACUGCUGACCUUUUGAUCAGCAAGUCCUAGGCUCUGUAGUUUAACCCACAGCGCCACCCGCGUCCCUGGAGAGUUUGGUAGGACAUCCCUAUUUUCAUCAGAGAUAUGUUGGGGGGUAUGGAGUUAUGCAACCCCCGAACCAUCUGAAGGCAGCCCUGUACAGUGGUACCUCUGGUUGCGAACGGGAUCCAUUCCGGAGGACCAUUCGCAACAUGAAAAGAACGCAACCUGCAGCGGCGCAUCUGCGCACGCACGGGUUGCGAUUCACCACUUUUGCGCGUGAUGUCAUUUUGCGCUUCUCUGCAUGUGCGAGCAGCAAAACCCAGAAGUAACCCGGAAGCAUUACUGUAUUUUAAUAUUGUGUUGGAAGCCGCCCAGAGUGGCUGGGGAAACUCAGCCAGAUGGGCGGGGUAUAAAUAAUAAAUUAUUACUAUUAUUAUUAUUAUUAUUAUUAUUAUUAUUAUUAUUUGCGUUGGGAGCCGCUGUAGAAACUGUGAGAAUGAUCAGGAACAUACCAGAGAGUGAAUCCUAUUCAACUUAGUGGGACUUAGUUCUGAGUGUUUAAGACUGACCAUUUUUUACCCCAUUACAUAGGAGUAAACUCCAUUGAAUACAGUGGAACUUCCUUCUGAGUAAACAGUGUAAGGCUCCAUUUACAAUAAAGGAAUAAGCACUCCCUGUGUUUUCUAAGAAAUGGUUGGCUGCGGAAGCACGGCAGUGAAAGAAUUUAAAGUGGAUUGGUGACAUUGUCUUUCAAAAUGAUAGGAUGGGCUUUUUAUGCCAGCUUCACCAUCUCCUUCGUUUAGUGCAGGACUUUUAUUUCCAGGAUAAACAGGAGUCUGUUUUUCCACCUCCAAGACGUGGAGGGGAGGAAAAAGGAAACGCAGGACAUUUUGGGAUCAAAUCAGAAACGGCGACUGAAAUAUACUCGGAGUCGAGAGUGGAUUUCAUGCUCUUUAUUCAGCUCAUAGUGGUGAGGAGGAAUGGAUGUUCCCCCAGAAUGUCUGCUUUAUAUACCGUAGAUUAUUUACACAAUGGGCCCCACGUGAUUGGCUAAUUCUGGGAUUCACCUGUAGGCCAAUCAGGUUGCUGAUUCACUUCCACCUGGAGCUGGAUUGGGUGGCUUCUGUGGACUAAUCAGAUUGCUGCAUUCUGGACCCUAUUGUUCUAGGACCAAUCAGACUGCUGCAUUUUGGAUCCUAUUCAACUCAGUACAUAACAGGGACAGCUUCUGUAAUUCCUGGACUGUCCCUGGAAAAUCAGGGCGCUUGGAGGGUAUGAGAUCACCUUCAUUUUAGAGCUAAUCCCUGUCUGGAAUCUGAUAGAGAACUGGUCUCACCUCCUAAACCACUGAGCUCCAUGCAGAUUCCACCCGGGGUUUUUUCGUACGUGCUUCAAGCACCAAAUCAGCCAAAGCCACCCGAAUGAAAAUGCUUGUUCUGGCCAGCUUAGAAGGAGAUUUGAACCUACUCUGAUAAAGGCGAAGGGGCUUGGACAAGUUGUUCCGAAAGUGCUUUGCCCUGGAGGUCAGCCACCUAGCAAAUCCUCAGCCCGGGUGCAGGGACCGUCUCCUGUGGGUUUAAUGGGGAAUCUGAACCCAUCUCAGGUGGCCUCUUGUGAGAGAACUUUGCCACCUAGCAAAUCUCCAGCUCUGUUUGUGUCUUCACCUCCACUUUCCUUGGGAGCUGCCCAUCCAAGAGCUGAGUGUGCCAAGCCUCUUUUAACUUGCUGGUAUUUAUGGAUGUGACUAGGGGUUUCUGGCGAGCAACUGUUUCUCAGAGAACAUGGUGCUCUUUCAGGGUGUCCUCCUUGCCCUCUGCUCACCAGGCAAGGGCACUUCUCAUUUCAUCUGCUUUUGAUCUGCUGAGGUAUUUGUGGAAUUCCAAAAACAUCAUCAUCACCAUCACCACCACCACCAUCAUCAUCAUCAUCAUCAUCAUCAUCAUCUCUCUCUCUCUCUCUCUCUAAUUUUUAUUUAUUGUCCAUUUAAUAAUAUACAUUCACAUCAUCAUUAUCCACUUUACCUCCCUGGCUGUUUACACUCGUUACAAAAAUAGCUCAAAAUUUAAAUAAAUAUAGAAAGGGAGAAGACUUCUCAUUACAAGUCUUCAGAUAACCCUGAUAGUGAUGUUAAUUGCUUACAAUAAUCUUUCAGAUAUCGUAUAAAUUUACUCCAGUCCUUUUGGAAUACUGUACUUAAUCGUGCUGGUUUCGGAUUUUUCCUGUCUGCUUCACCAGUUCUGCAAAGUCCAUCAUCUUCAUCUUCCCCUCUUCUUUCGUUGGUACUUCUUGCUGUUUCCAUUUAGGGGCUAAAAAAAUUCUUUCCGCAGUUGUUGCAUACAUAAACAGUCUUUUAUCUUCCCUUGGUAUCUCUUCACCCACUACACCCAAUAAAAAAGGCUUCUGGUUUUUUAACAAAAGUAUUUUUUAAAUAAUUUCUUUAACUUGUUAUAUAUCAUUUCCCAGAAAGCCUUUCCCUCUUUACAAGUCCAUCACAUGUGGUAGAAAAUCCCUUCCCUUUCUUUACAUUUCCAGCACUCAUCGGUUCUUGUCCGGUACAUUUUAGCAAGUUUAAAAGGUAAAGGGACCCCUGACCAUUAGGUCCAGUCGUGACCGACUCUGGGGUUAUGGUUAUGAUUAUGAUUAUGAUUAUUUAUACCCCACCCAUCUGACUGGGUUUCUCCAGCCACUCUGGGCGGCUCCCAACAGAAUUAAAAGCACAAUAAAAUAUCAAACAUUAAAAACUUCCCUAAACAAGGCUGCCUGUUUAGGAAACGCCCUGGGAGCCAAUGAAGUCUUUCAGGACCGGUGUUUUAUGGUCUCAUCAGCCACUUCCAGUCCCCAGUCUAGCUGCCACAUUCUGGAUUAGUUUCAGUUUCCGGGUCACCUUCAAAAAAGACACAAGACUUACCCACACUGGAGGAAUGGCAGAUGAAAUUGAUGGACUACAUGGAGUUGGCGGAAAUGACUGGCAGAAUCCGAGACCAGGGAGAAGAGUCGGUGGAAGAAGAUUGGAAGAAAUUUAAAGACUAUUUACAGAAAUAUUGCAAAAUUAAUGAAUGUUAGAAUGAUGUUGGAUUGAAGUUAAGUGGUUUCUAGCUGUACUGGUAUAAAAGAAUAUGGAAAAAUUGGUUUUUAAUAUGUAAAAAUUUAAUGUUAUAAUAUAUCAAGAUUAAAGAUUAGGAUUAAAAAGGAGGGAAAGGAAUUGCUGGAUUAACAAAUUGAAUUGGAAUACAAAAGAGGGAGGUAUGAGGAGGUCCGGGAAACAAGUAAAUGUAAAAGAAGCGAUGAAAAGAUGGAAUUGUUUUUAACUGUUUUUUUCUUCUUUGUAUUUUGUAUUUUUCCUUUUUAUUGUUAAUUUUCUCAUUAAUGUGAUUUUUCUUUUUUUGAAAUUUUAAUAAAUAUUAUUUUUUUAAAAAAAAAAUCUAUCCCCAGCCCUGCACACAAGGAACUGCAGUCCUGGAGCCCCAGCCUCUGCCUUCCUGCUCUCUGCUGCAACUUGUAGGGGAUUUUGUUCUUUCUCAUCAUGAGGUCUUCUGUUCCACAGGCUUUUCUUGAGAGGCUACAAAGGCAGCGCUGGGCAGCAGAGUGGCUUGCCUCUCCAAGGCACGGGCUUCAGCACGCGAGACGCUGACAAUGACAACUGCCGGAACUGCAAGUGUGCCCAGAUGCUUUCUGGUGGUGAGUUGGCCUUUGUGCUCCCUGACUGGGAAGCAAGGGAAGAGAGAGCAAGGGGUCAAGUGAGAAUCCAAGAGCUUUGAAUCUUGAGUUUCUCUUUUUCCAGGCUAAAGCUCUUCACAUUUCCAAAUCAGUUUGCAUACACACAUAUAUAAGGCAUCAGCAUUUCAGUGCAAAAUUCUCAUCCUAUAAACAUUUGCAUGUAAUUCCCCCUGCUAUACACAUUUUUGCAGAGCUGCUUCAUGUUUUUUUCACUAAUGUAUACAAUUUUACACACACUUUCCUCCAUUGCUUGGCCAGACAGCUAUAUUGUAAAAUUGGGGAAAGAGCACAUUUUUUUAAGGAUGGCUGCGUUUCCGUUCUCAUAUUGCUUCAAAAAGUGUAAAUUUCUCUUCAAACCAAGACUCCACUAAAAGCCUACGAGCUUUGGCAUUUUAAAGCAGUUUGCGUUUUCAAGCACUCUGUACAUGUUUGUCUUCUGCUUAAGCAUUUGGACAGCAGUGGCUCACAAACGUUUUGGAGGCCACUGCUCCCUUGGUUCUAUAAACUCAUCCCCAGUGCCCCCCACCCUAUAAAACGUGGUUUGCAUGAAUAGUGAUUUGCAAGAGCCACUGAGGAAGGCAAUAACACAAUAAAAUUCAAAACAGUAGCCUACAGGGCCGCCUCUCCUGGUAUGUCCCACAGAGGACUUUAUGGUCUUCAAACAAAAACAUAUUGGAGAUCCUGGGCCACAGGGAGGUUAGAUUUGUUUCAACUAGGGCCAGGGCUUUUUUGGCCGUGGCUCCGAUCUGGUGGAACGCUCUGUCACAAGAGACUAGGGCCCUGCGGGACUUGACAUCUUUCCACAGGGUCUGCAAGAUGGAGCUGUUCCACCAGGCCUUUGGCCAAGGCACAGUCUGACCCCCUCCUUUGGUAAUCCUCACAAAACUCUAGCCCAAUGGUUGCCAUUAAUUUGAUUCUGAAUUGAUUUUAGAAUGCUGUGUUUACUUUUACUGCUGUUAGCCGCUCUGAGCCCAGCUUCGGCUAGGGAGGGGGGGAUAUAAAUAAAAUCUUAUUAUUAUUUACUUAAUUAAUUAAUUAAUUGCACAUUUAUUCAGAAUCCAAUUAAAACCAUUCAGUUCACUUAUUCCAACAAAACUAAUGAGCUUGAUCCAGCGAUACCAGCUUUUCGAAGCUGGAUAGUCAUCUCCACUUCCAGCGACACCCCACUUGCCUCUUAGUGCCCCCCUAGCUGGGGUGCCAACUUGAAUAAAAAUAUUGGGGGUCCCAGGUAAGCCCUGCCCUGCAUAAAUAAUCACAAGAUGUGGCAGCACACACAUGGCAAUGCCCAUCAACUUUUGGGGGGUGUCCCACUCAAAUAUUUUAUGGAGGGGCAAAGGGACCUCAGCCCCGAGGAAUUGAAUCCCACCACAGCCAGGGGGUGGUAGCACCUACUUUGGGACCCACUAAUCUAUGGUUUGCUUCUCCUGAUUAACGUUCAGGUUGGUGGUUUGAUGCCUGCGGACUCUCGAAUCUGAACGGCAUUUAUUACCCGGCGAAGCACAAUAUCCGGAAACUGAAUGGGAUCCGAUGGCACUACUUCCAGGGACCGGGCUACUCGCUAAAGGGCACGAGGAUGAUGAUCCGGCCUUUGGGCAGCCCUGAAGGAGCAUAGCGGAGAGACACCAACAGUGGCGUAGCAUGGGGGGUGCAGGGGGGGCUGGCCGCACCGGGCGCAACAUCUGGGGGGGCGCACUCGCACUCGAGUGCUAAAAUCCAACGGGUUAGGGGGUGCAAAUUACUUGCUUUGCCCCGGGUGCUGACAACCCACGCUACGCCACUGGACGCCAAGCAGGGCUGCAGUUUCUGUGAGCCAGGGAGAGCAAACCUUGGCACAGGUAACAGGAACUGCCUUCCGGUUUGGAGAGGUGGCAGGUGCAGAGAGACUCCCUGAGAAAGAGGCCCUCACGGCUAGGAAUUCAUGGCUGCAGUCGGACGCAAACAGCACCAGCUUUCUCUUUCUCCUCCCAGAUGGCGCAGGAAGCUGUCUUUUGUGGGCUUUUGGACUUCCGAGAAAAUGUACGGCGAACUAUUCUGUAUGUUAAAGGCUGAAUCUGCCCGUGAAAAGUGCGUCCUGCUCUCCGGCUUGUUUGGGGGCAAGGGGUGAGCUUGUUGGGUAAAUGCAGAAAAAUCUGGUCAGAUUUAUAUUAUGUUGUUGUUGUUGUUUAGUCGUUUAGUCGUGUCCGACUCUUCAUGACCCUAUGGACCAGAGCACGCCAGGCACUCCUGCCUUCCACUGCCUCCCGCAGUUUGGUCAAACGCAUGCUGGUAGCUUCAAGAACACUGUCCCACCAUCUCGUCCUCUGUCGCCCCCUUCUCCUUCUGCCCUCCAUCUUUCCCAACAUCAGGGUCUUUUCCAGGGAGUCUUCUCUUCUCAUGAGGUGGCCAAAAUCUUGGAGCCUCAGCUUCAGGAUCUGUCCUUCCAGUGAGCACUCAGGGCUGAUUUCCUUCAGAAUGGAUAGGUCUGAUCUUCUUGCAGUCCAUGGGACUCUCCAGAGUCUCCUCCAGCAC
Molecule: messenger RNA, 47758 nt
Organism: Podarcis lilfordi (Lilford's wall lizard)
Lineage: Eukaryota; Metazoa; Chordata; Lepidosauria; Squamata; Lacertidae
Source: the annotation of a GenBank genome assembly